GCUGCGCGCGCGCUCCGCACUAUCCGCUAACAAUUCGCAAUCGACCGACGUCUUGGUGUCGGAGCUGGUAAUGAGCGCUUUCUGCUAAAUGAACCCGUGGACGAGUACCGUACUCAGUUUAUCGCAGUGGCGUGUGAUCGCAACCCCGCGGACUGAGAGCGAGCAGUGAGUUUGGUGGCAGUGUCGUGCAGCAUGGAGAGGCCGGCCCGCUGGGCGGAGCAGCGCUCCGAGCAGCGCUCCGAGCGGCGCGAGCAGCUGGUGCAGCAGCGCACCGAGCAGCACUUCACGCAGACGCUCACACAGCAAGUUGAGAGCUCAGUCGGAGCCCUACCGAUUACUACCGGUAGACCUGGGGACCCUUCUCCGCCGAUAUUCGAGCAGAUAUUUAAGAAUGCAAGAUUCGCACAGGGCGGGAACGCAAAAUUCGAGGGGAAGCUGAGGGGUAACCCUACUCCGACCGUGUCGUGGACCAGGAAGAAGGCACCGCUGGUGGAGUGCAACAAGUACAGCAUGAGCUACAACGAGCAGACGGGCGACGUGGCUCUGCUCAUCAAGCAGAUUGGCCCAGGCGACGAGGGAGAGUACACGUGCACGGCACGCAACCAGUACGGCGAAGCCAUCUGCUCCGUCUACAUCCAGCCCGAGGGGGCUGCCGUGCCAGCGCAGCAGGCCUCGCAGCAGCAGAGCUACCGCCACGUCAGCGAGAGCGUACAGCAUAAGUCCUACGGCACGCAAGGCUACUCGUCGGAACAGUCGCGCCAGUCGCAAAAGUACGCCUACACCAACGGCAACUCAGACUUCUCUUCCACUGAAGAUUUUAAGGUAGACACUUUCGAAUACAGACUGCUGAGAGAAGUAUCGUACAGAGAAACCAUCACGAAAAGAUAUAUAGGAGAAACCGAUAUUCAAAUAAGCACAGAAAUCGAUACGACUUUAGGGCCAGCGUCUCCUCCGAAGAUAUCACAGAAACCUAGAAACUCUAAACUUCAGGAAGGUGCCGAUGCUCAAUUCCAAGUCCAGCUUUCAGGGAACCCCAGGCCGCGCGUUACGUGGUUCAAAAACGGCCAAAGGUUAAUUAACUCGAAUAAACAUAACAUUAUUACUUCGAAUAAUCAAACUAUCCUUAGAAUAAGAAGCACACAAACGUCUGAUAGUGGACAUUACACACUCCUAGCCGAGAAUCCCAACGGAUGCAUCGUCACCUCGGCCUAUCUGGCCGUUGAGUCCCCUCAGGAGCCAUAUGUGCAAGACCAAAGGUCCCAGCUCUUAAUCGACACGCAACAAGUACAGACUGAAAAAAUAGAAGUAGAAGAAAAAGCUCUCGCUCCGCAGUUCGUAAAGGCCUGCCAAGAUCGAGAUGUCACGGAAGGCAAAAUGACGCGAUUCGAUUGCCGCGUCACUGGCAGGCCUUAUCCGGAAGUCACGUGGUUCAUUAACGAUAAACAAAUUCGAGACGAUUAUAAUCAUAAGAUAUUAGUAAACGAAUCCGGUAAUCAUGCACUUAUGAUUACAAACGUCGAUCUCAGUGAUAGUGGUGUAGUGACAUGUGUGGCGCGAAACAAAAGUGGCGAAGCGUCUUUCCAGUGUAGACUGAACGUGAUAGAGAAGGAGCAAGUAGUCGCUCCGAAGUUUGUAGAAAGAUUUAGUACUUUGAAUGUGCGAGAAGGUGAGCCGGUACGGUUGAACGCGCGCGCCCUCGGCACACCUACACCACGAAUCACAUGGCAGAAGGACGGAGUUCCGAUCCUACCCAAUGCAGAGCUACGAAUCAAUAUCGAAGGUGGGGCCUCGACAUUAGAUAUUCCUCGAGCCAAGGCGUCGGAUGCGGCAUGGUAUCAGUGUACCGCACAAAAUGUCGCUGGCUCCACAGCCACUCGGGCGAGGCUCUACGUGGAGGUGCCCAAAGAGCCUCCGCCCGAGCAGAAGCGGCUGCACCUACCGCGGCCUACGAAAAUAAUUGAACCAGAGCCCGCUCCUGGUCCAGAAAUUAUAUACUUAAGGCACGUGGAAAGGGCAAGACCGUUUGUUCCUCCAGGAGAGGAAGAUCGAGUAUAUCCACCUCCUCAGUUUAUCGUUCCACUGAAAAGUGUGACGCAAAUGGAAGGUGGAAAAAUACAUUUUGAAACUAGAAUAGAACCGGUUGGCGAUCCAUCCAUGAGGAUUGAAUGGUUGAAAAACGGCCAAAGUAUAAAAGCCAGUUCCAGAUUUACUUCUGUGUUCCGGUUUGGAUACCUCUCUCUAGAUAUGCUCAGUCUUAAUUUCGAAGACAGUGGAGAGUAUACUUGCCGAGCUAUAAGCGCUACGGGCAUGGCCGAGACCAAGGCGGUAUUACAAGUGACGCCGAGAGCAACAAUCGAGAGGACCAGUCAGCAUCCGCAGAGCUUGCAAUGUAUUCAGCAGCUCGAGGAUUACUCCAAAUAUCAGCAUCAGGAGUCGGUCGAAGAACAUACGUCACAAAAACCACAGUUCAUAAGGCCAUUGCAAGACCUCGGCGAACUACAAGAGGGGCGAAAUGCUCAUUUCGAAGGACAACUCACUCCUGUCAGCGAUCCUACUAUGAGAGUAGAAUGGUACAAAGAUGGUAAGCCAAUCACGGCGAGCUCGCGAAUCACAGCAAUCUUCAACUUCGGCUACGUCUCCCUUAACAUCAUGCACCUACGGGCUGAAGAUGCAGGUUCGUAUACAGUGAGAGCCGUGAAUAGACUCGGCGAGGCCAUCAGUACCGCUACGAUUCAAGUAGCCGCUAGAAGUACCGUCACAUCAGAUCUCGGCAUACCAGAACAACGAAGGUAUAUCGAAAAAACUGAGCAACUAGAAGCUUAUCAACAGCAACAGCACCAGAAAUACUUUCAAGAAGCACCUGAAAGCACACAGAGACCUGAGUUCAAAACACCUAUCAAGGACCAAAUAAACGUUAAAGAGGGUGGAUUUGCUCACUUUGAAGCGCGCCUCGAACCCGUUGGUGAUUCUACUCUCAGAGUGGAAUGGUUAAAGGACGGCCGCCCAGUAGAGGCGAGUUCGAGAAUCACUACAUUCUUCAACUUUGGGUAUGUAGCGUUAACCAUUAAAUCAGUGACCAUCCACGAUGCCGGCCACUACACGUGCCGGGCUUACAACGCUUUAGGACAGGCGACCACAAAUGCAAAUCUUUCGAUUAUCACAAAGAAAGACAUUAUAGCAGAAUCUCAACACCCCGGUGGUCUAGAAAGGAUUCAAUUCUUAGAAGAUUCAAGUAAAUACUCCAGACGGGCGGAGGAAGAAGUAAGAAUCACUCAGAAACCGAGGUUUCUUGGCCCAUUAAAAGGAACUAAUAAAAUUGUAGAAGGGCAAAGCGCUCAUUUUGAAGCAAGAGUGGAGCCCCAGAGUGACCUAACGUUAACGACCGAAUGGUAUUUCAACGGAAAGCAAAUAAAAUCAGCUAACAGAAUACAAACUUACCACGACUUCGGUUACGUAGCUUUGGACAUCGCGAACGUCCGAGCUGAAGACUCCGGUGUGUACACGGUGGUGGUGCGCAACGCAGCCGGGGAAGCCCAACAAAACGCGUCGAUGGUGGUCGAGACAAGGUCAAGCAUUGAUACUUCGAGUAUUCACCACGGCUUAUACGAGAAAACUCGACAAAUGGAAGAAUCUAAAUUUAUCGAACCAAUGUAUCACAUAGAAGAAAUAUCAAAGUCAAAACCGAUUUUUGUGCAACCACUCUCUGACCCACCGUCAGUCUCCGAAGGCAAAAAUAUUCAUCUCGAAUGUCGACUAGAGCCCAUGGGCGAUCCGACUAUGAGAGUAGAAUGGUUCCACAACGGCAGAGCGGUGACCGUUGGAUCCCGGUUUAGAACUUAUUACGAUUUCGGGUUCGUGGCACUCGACAUCAUUCACGCAACUUCAGUGGACUCAGGAGAAUACACCGCUAGGGCAGUCAACCACUUAGGUUCGGCUCACACGUCGGCCAUGGUUCGCGUGAUCGAACGCUCCGACGUAUUGACUGACACGCAAAACGAACAAGCAGUUGAACAGAUUCAAAUAUUAGAAGAUGCCGCGCGACGUACCAAGCAGGUACAGGAAGAUAUAACUGUUAUGCGAGCUCCUCACUUCUCUAGGGCUUUGCACAAUAUUGAAACGGUGGAAGGUACAAAUGUCCAUCUAGAAUGCCGGUUGCAACCAGUCGGCGAUGCAACUAUGAAGGUCGAUUGGUUUUGCAACGGUAGACCUAUUAAAACUGGUCACAGAUUUCGACCAGCGUAUGAAUUCGAUUAUGUUGCCCUAGAUCUUUUGAGCGUGUACCCUGAAGAUUCAGGAGUAUACACAUGCCAGGCCACUAACCAGUUGGGAGAAGCGGUGACGUCAUGUGCAUUACGAGUAAUGGCAAAGAAAGAUUUGAUUUUCGAUACGCAGCACCCUACUGGUUUGGAAAAAAUACAAUACCUGGAAGAUGCAUCUCGCUACAAGAAGUCAGAUGUAAUCGACGAGUCGAUUCACAUUAAACCACGAUUUAUAACAAAGCCCAAAUCAAUUGACAACGUUAAAGAAGGGCAUCACGUUCACUUCGAAUGUAAACUAGAGCCAGUGACCGAUUCCAACCUUAAGGUCGAGUGGUUUAAAAAUGGUCAACCAGUCACUAUUGGUCACCGUUUCAGACCAAUACACGACUUUGGAUACGUAGCCCUAGACAUUAUCGAUCUCAUCGCUGAGGAUUCGGGCGUGUACACGUGCAGAGCCGUCAACCAACUCGGCACCGACGAAGUGAGCUGCAGACUUUCGUGCCGAGAAACGGCAGAUAUUAUUCGUGCCACUCAGAAUGAAGCUGGCUUAGAACAAAUUCAAGUCUUGGAGGAUAGGUCUAAGUACCAUCGCACCGAUGCUCUAGACGAAGUGACUACGCAAGCGCCAAUAUUUACAACAUCACUUAAAAAUGUAGAGAUAAAAGAGGGCCAACGCGCGCACUUCGAGUGUAGACUUAUUCCCGUUUCUGACGCUACUAUGAAAGUAGAAUGGUAUCACAAUAAUAAACCUCUCAAGAGUGGGUCUAGAUUUACGGAAACGAACAAUUUUGGAUUUGUCGCGCUUGACAUUAUGUCUUGUUUACCUGAAGAUUCUGGCACCUAUACGUGCAGGGCUAUCAACGCACUCGGAGAAGCAGUUACGUCUGGCGUUGCGGUCGUACACUCCAAGAAGUCCAUUUAUCUUGAAUCACAGCACGAGGGAGCUUUACCGAGGUUGACUCAGCUAGAGGAUUCGUCCAGACACCAGAGACAUGCAGUUCAAGAUGAAUCAGUUACCCAAGCUCCCUUGUUCACUAAUCCUAUGAAAGAUUUAAGAGUGGCUGAAAAUCAAGCAGCACACUUCGAGACGAGACUCAUUCCCGUAGGCGAUCCCAAGUUGAAGGUGGAAUGGUUACGGAAUGGAGUUCCGAUUGAAGCUUCAAAUCGCAUCACCACCAUGCACGACUUCGGAUACGUCGCUCUUAACAUGAAAUACGUGAACCCAGCUGACUCGGGCACCUACACGUGCCGGGCCACUAACGAGCUCGGACAAGCCGUAACAUCGUCCACCCUCUUCGUGCAAUCUAAAGCCUCCCUCGACUUACAAUCGCAACACGAGGCCGCCUUACAAAAAAUUCAGCAGCUGGAGGAUACUUCACGCUAUCAGAGGAAGGAAGAUGUGGACGUUGGCGUAAACCAAGCGCCUCGCUUCGUUACUCAGUUAAACGGACCUUCGAGGCUGGUGGAGGGCCAGAGCGCUCACUAUGAAUGUCGGAUCGAGCCCUACCCCGACCCCAACAUGCGGGUAGAAUGGUACUUCAACGGCAAAGUCUUACAAAGUGGACAUCGGUAUCGCACAGCCUUUGACUUCGGGUUCGCAGCUCUAGACAUCCUUACCGUGUACGGGGAAGACUCCGGCGAAUACACGUGUAAAGUCAUCAACAACCUAGGGCAAGCGAUAUCAUCUAUUAAAUUAAACGUUCAAUCCAAGGAAUCAAUUAUCAGGGAUACCCAGCACGAAAGCGCAUUGGAAAAAAUUCAAUAUCUCGAGGACGAUAGCAGAUACAAACGCGUCGUUCGGGACGAAGGCUUUGUCGCCGAGAAGCCUCAGUUCGGCAAGCCUCUUAAGAACGCGCACGUGGCGGAGGGACUUCCUGUGCACUUGGAGGCCACACUGACUCCCGUCAAUGACCCCACUAUGCGCGUAGAGUGGUACUGCAAUGGAAGACCUAUUCAGCAGGGACAUAGGUUCAAGACCACAAACGACUUCGGCUAUGUUGCUUUGGAUGUCUUAUAUGCGUACAGUGAAGAUUCUGGUACAUACAUGUGCAAGGCUACAAAUGCAGUCGGUGAAGCUGUCACUACUAGCUCCGUUAAUGUUGAUGCUAAAGCUUCGCUGUAUCUGGACACGCUGGACGAGCAGCGUUUAAGAAAGAUCAAAGAGCUGGAACAAUACGAGAGGCCUAAAGCAGUAGAACAGGAAGCACCAGGUCAACGACCGGUGUUCCUAACCGCUUUAACAAGUCUGGAAAACCUAAAGGAAGGUGACCGCGCUCAUUUCGAAUGCAGAGUGGAACCUAUAAAUGACCCCGAUCUUAAAAUCGAAUGGUUCCUUAACGGCCAGAAGAUCAAAACGGGUCACAGGUUCAGAACGACGCACGAUUUUGGUUACGUGGCGUUGGACAUACUUUACAGUUACUCAGAAGACUCCGGGACUUAUAUGUGCAAAGCUAUGAACAAACUUGGAGAAGCAGUUAAUACAUGCACGUUGAAGGUUGCAAGCCACCGAAGUAUAAUAUGCGAUACGCAGCAUCCUAAUGGUCUCGAAAAAAUAAAACAAUUAGAGGCGCAAGGUCAUUCUGCGAGAAUGGAGGUCGAAGAACCCAAAAUAUCGCCACCGAGGUUCGUCACAGAGCUAAGAGGAACGACUCAUGUUUAUGAGGGACAAACGGCGCACUUUGAGUGCCAAGUAGAGCCUGUGCACGAUCCAAACUUGCGCAUCGAGUUUUACCACAAUGGCGUGGCAUUGCAAUCGGCGUCACGGUUCCAUAUCACUUUUGAUUUUGGUUACGUGUCUUUGGAUAUCCAGCACUGUGUACCCGAGGACGCGGGCGAAUACUCAGUCAAGGCAAUCAACGCCCUCGGCCAGUGCACUUCCGCCAUAUCCAUGACGGUAACCGCAAAAGGCAGUAUCAUAUCGGAAUCUCAGCGCCCGCAGGGACUCGAGAAGAUCCGAGAGUUAGAGUCCGCGGAACCGUUUAAGCGACCAGAGAUACCGGAGCCGGUCACCAGGCAGAGGCCAGUCUUCACGCAGCCACUGCAGAAUAUAGACAACAUACAGGAGGGGCAAACUGCCCACUUUGACUGCAGGCUGAUCCCCGUCGGAGAUCCGACUCUCAAGGUGGAAUGGUUCAGAAACGAAAAGCUAAUCGAAGACAGCUCUCGUAUCACCAAAACACACGACUUCGGGUACGUGUCUAUGUCCAUCGCUCACGUUCGCGACGAAGACGAGGGCGUUUAUAUGUGCCGCGCGUCAAACCUGCUCGGGGAAGCAGUCACGACGGCUGCAAUGAGAAUUAAAACUAAAGCAGCGAUACAAAUGGAAACACAACAUCCGGAAGGCAUGAAAAAAAUUCAACAGCUGGAGCAACCGCAGCAAAGAAAAGCCGACCAACCAGACCGUGAAUUUGAGAAACCUAUUUUCACUCAAGUGCUUACCGGACCCUCGGAGCUUUGGGAGGGCCAGCAUGCGCAUUACGAAGCACGAGUAGUUCCCGUGGGAGAUCCUAGCUUGCGGUUUGAAUGGUACAUCAAUGGAGUUGAACUUAAGAUGGGUUCACGUUUCCGCACAACACAUGACUUUGGUUUUGUUACGUUAGACAUAAAUUCGGUGGUGCAAAAUGAUGCAGGUCUAUACAUGUGCAAAGCAAUAAACAAAGCGGGAAGUACGGUUUCCUCCACUUCCCUUAAAGUAAAAACCAAAACUAAUAUCAUUGAUGAGGCUAUGCGUCCCGAGGCUUGGCAACAAAUUCAACUGAAGGAAGCCGCAAUGAACAAAGUUCCUGAAAUGUUCAUGGAGCCAGGCGUACAACAAGCCCCUAUUUUUACGACGCAUCUUCAGAGCUACGACAAGCUGGUUGAAGGGCAGCACGUGCACUUGGAGGCCCAAGUUGAGCCUCGCACAGAUCCGAAUCUACGUGUGGAAUGGUUUAAGAAUGGACUAUCUUUAACUACCGGAGCAAGGCUAAAGAGCACCUUUGAUUUUGGUUUAGUUACACUUUCAAUUAAUUCUGUAAGAUUCGACGAUUCGGGUAUAUACACAUGCAAAGCUACAAAUCUAAUUGGUGAAGCGGUUUCUACUGCAUCCAUUAAAAUAGAGGACCGUCAUUGGUUGCUUGGUGAUACGCUUCAUCCAGAAUCUUUGGACCGCAUUGGUGCCUUGGAGCAACCUAAACCCGGUAAGCCCGAUGCACCAGAGCCGGUUUACGAGACACCUGUAUUUAUCUCGCAUCUAAAUAACAUAAUAUGUAAGGAAGGCGAAAACAUCCACUUCGAAUGUAAUGUAGAACCCUCGAGAGAUCCUACGCUGAAGAUUGAAUGGUUCUUUAACAACAAGGCUUUGCCAUCGGGUACUAGGUACAAGAGCACCCAUGACUUUAGCUACGUAUCACUGGAUAUGACGCAUACCUAUGAAGAAGAUUCCGGUAUUUACACUUGUAAAGCUACAAAUAGUAAAGGAUCAGCAACAACAUCUGGUACACUAAGAUGUACUGGAGAUAAGCACAUCUAUCUCGAUACACAACAUCCUCAAGGUAAAGCCGGUUUAGAUGCUGUAGAACAGGCGGAAGAAGCCAGGCUUGCCAAGGGCAGAAGACCCUCGGUUCCAGAUGCAGAAUAUCCUAAACCGGAAUGGAUAGUACCAGUUGCCCCUGAACAUCAAUUAGUCGAAGGGCAAGCACUCCAUCUCGAGGGCCAAGUCGAGCCUAAGAAUGAUCCCGAUUUGAAGAUCGAAUGGUAUUUCAAUGGUAAAAUUUUGGAACAAGGAUCACGUUUCAAGGUUAGGAGUGAUUUUGGUUUCGUUACCUUGGACCUGAUUGACGUAUAUGAAAGAGACAGCGGUAUAUAUACUUGUAAAGCGUGGAAUAAAAGAGGUGAAGCUUUCACUUCCUCAACUGUUUACUGCUCCAGCAAAGAAAACCUCAUCGAGAGAACUCAGCAUCCAAAGGGUAAAGAAGGGCUGGAGAAAAUACAAGAUCUCGAAGAAUCCCUCCGCAGAGAGCCCGGUCAGAAACCUGACGAUGACACGGGCCGACCUCCCGAAUUUGUUACAGUGUUCGAAGACAUCACCGAAAUAAUUGAAGGCCAGAUUGCUCAUUACGAAGCAUCUUUAAUUCCAACUGGUGACCAAAGUAUGGUUAUAGAAUGGUUUUAUAACGGCAAAACAAUUGAAGCUAGUCAUCGUAUACGUACUGUUUAUGCUUUUGGAAUGGUAGUACUAGAAAUUCUUGGAACUAAGAUAUCUGACUCCGGAACUUAUUCAUGUCGGGCGAAGAACAAAUGGGGACAGGCAGAAAUAAGCGUCAAGCUUGGAUGUGUUGAUAAAAGUAAGGGUCAAAAACCUAGAUUUACUACGCACAUACAAAAUAUAGAGGGGCUUAAAGAUGGCCAAUCGGCCCACUUCGAGUGUACUGUUGUCCCCGUAGACGACCCAGAGAUGAAGAUCGAAUGGUAUCAUAACGGACAGCCCAUGCGCCACUCUACGAGAAUUAAAACUAUAUCAGAUUUUGGAUUUGUUGUGCUUGAUAUUGCUUAUACACAGAAUCAUGACACAGGGGAAUACGUUUGCCGAGCUUACAACAAAUACGGCGAAGAUUUCACAAAAGCUACUAUUUCAUGCUAUGGUAGAGGCGGUGUUUAUUCAGACAGCUUGCAGCCAGAUUCAUUAGCUAAGAUUCGAGAGUUAGAGAGCCUGCAAGGAAUGCAGAAACAGGCGCCCGCGCCCGCUUCAGCGGAACCACCGAAGUUCAUUACUCAAAUUGAAGACGUGACUAAAUUAGUCGAAGGGCAGAGUGCUCACUUCGAAGCUAGAUUGGUGCCAGUGGAUGAUCCCGAUCUGAAAGUAGAAUGGUAUUACAACGGCAAAAAGUUACCACAUGGGCAUAGGUACAGAACUUUCCAUGACUUCGGAAUUGUAAUUUUAGAUAUUUUAUAUUGCUAUGAAGAAAAUUCAGGAGAAUACGAAUGUGUGGCCACGAAUAAAUUGGGACGCGAUUCAACAAAAGCGAUGUUGAAGUGUACAUCAAAGGAAAAUUUGAUCUUGGACUCGCAACUCCCGCGGGGCAUGGAAGGUGGGUUAGAGAAGCUGCAGACGUUGGAAGACUCCAUGAUUCGCAGAAAGGAUACAGAAGUUGAGGAAAAACGCGGCAAGGCCCCAGUAUUCACUGUUCCCUUGUCCAAUAUUGAUAAUCUCAGAGAGGGCGAAAACGCACACUUUGAAGCUCGUCUAACACCUACUGAUGACCCUCAGCUAAAGGUGGAGUGGUACUGGAAUGGAAAAUCACUAAAGGCAGGGUCAAGGUUCAGAACUUUCUGCGACUUCGGCUUCGUUAUCCUGGAAAUUUCACCAACAUAUCCAGAGGAUUCCGGAGAAUAUUUGUGUAAGGCGUACAACAAUUACGGUGAAGCAGUAACGACUGCAACAAUGAAAGUGCAAGGAAAGCGAAACAUCAUCUUAGAAUCUCAGUUGCCAAAGGGGAUGGAGGGUACAAUCGAUAAGAUUGCAGCCUUGGAGGGCUACACAGGAACGGCAGAUAAUUUGUCGCCCGAAGCGGAAAGCGGCAACCCCCCAGAGUUUAUCACUACACCGUCCGAUCUCAUUUUGUCAGAAAACUCAUCUGCUCAUUUCGAAUGUCGCCUCGUUCCGGUUAACGACUCUAGUAUGACGGUCGAGUGGUACCAUAAUGGCAAGCCACUGCUGACCGGCUCGAGAGUAAAGACGAUUAACGAUUUUGGAUUCGUUAUAUUAGAGGUCGGUGGCGUCUACCAGCGCGACGCUGGGCUCUACACAUGCAAAGCGACCAACAAGCACGGUGAGGCCACCGUGUCUUGUAAGCUGCAAGUGAAAGGUAGACAAGGCAUCAUUCUAGAACCCCAGUUACCAUCACAGUUCAAGUCCGGAACCGAAAGCAUCCAGAAGUUGGAGGAAACCCUCCACAAACGCGAGGAGAUCACUAUAGAGGAUGAAAAACCGAAUCCACCCCGGUUCACCGUCGAAAUCAAGGACAACGUAGAUGUAGCGGAAGGUGGUCCAGUCCACUUCGACUGCCGCCUCGAACCUGUUGGAGACCCCACCAUGAGGAUCGAUUGGUUCUGCAACGGCAGACCGUUCGCCACGGGCUCGCGUGUGCACAUGUUGAACGACUUCGGCUUCAUCGCUUUGGACAUUGACUACGUGUAUACGCGUGACGCGGGUGAAUACACUUGCCGCGCCACGAACCGAUGGGGCUCGGCCACCACUACAGCCAAGGUGACGUGUAGCACCAAACGUGACGUAGUGCUCGACUCGCAGCUACCGCACGGUAUGAGUGGCGAGAAGAUCAAGGAACUCGAGCGUGGUCACAUGCGUGAAGCGCCCAAGGAAGAGCCAGUUAUUAGCUCUCCACCCAAGUUCAUCACACAAAUUCAGUCGCACACGAUCGAAGAAUCGGAAUCUAUUAGAUUUGAGUGCCGUGUCGAACCUAAGGAAGAUCCCAAACUACGCAUCGAGUGGUAUAGAAACGGAAAACUGCUGCCUUCUGGUCACAGGUUCCGAACUGUCUACGACAUGGGAUUCGUUUCUCUUGAUAUCCUGUACGUCUACGCCGAAGAUUCUGGUGAAUAUGUAUGUCGAGCAGUCAACGACUUUGGUGAAGAUUUUACCAAGGCGACUGUAUCAUGCAAACAAUUACCAGACAUCAUUCUACAAAAUCAAGUGCCUAAAGGCAUGAAGAAAUCCGAAGCCUUGACACAAAUGGAAGCCACGAUCAAAAAGUAUACAUCCGAGGUAUUCCUAACAGAAGACGAUCUGUAUGACGUGGACAAGAAGCAACCACCACGGUUUGUGACACAAAUCCAGAGCCAGACGACUUUAGUAGAAAUGGAGUCCACCAAGUUCGAGUGCCAGUUAGCGCCAGUAGGAGAUCCGAACAUGAAAGUUGAAUGGUUUUUCAAUGGCAAACCUUUGUUACACAAGAACAGAUUCACACCCAUCUACGACUUCGGCUACGUGGCUAUGAACUUCGGUUGGGUGUACCCGGAGGACAGCGGCGAGUACCUGUGCCGUGCUACAAACUUAUACGGACAGGAUGAGACUCGAGCCGUCAUCCAAACCGCUGGCAAGCCUGGUAUUGUAUACGAGUCGCAGCUACCCAAACACAUGAAGAGUAUUGAGCGUAUCCGCGAGAUGGAGGCCUCCUGGCAAGUAGCACCGGAGCAAGCGGUGGAGGAGACCAAGCCCCGCUCCGCCCCCGUGUUCGUGAGCAAACCAGAGCCAUGCAACGUGCCGGAAGGCGAGUGGGCGCGGUUCUGCUGCCGCGUCACCGGCCACCCCAAGCCACGCGUCAUGUGGCUCAUAAACGGAAAUACUAUCGUCAACGGUUCCAGAUACAAGCUGACGUACGACGGCAUGUACCACCUCGACAUCCCCAAAACGCGGCAGUACGACACCGGCAAGAUUGAGGUGAUCGCGCGCAGUUCCGCCGGAGAAGCGCUGGCCAUCACCGAGCUACGCGUCGUGCCGCGCCACGACGAUUACAGAGGUGUACUCAAAAACGCGCCCCGCCCGUGGUACGAUGAGACGACCCAGUUCCAACGCAGCGAGACCGAACUGGAGAAGACGUUCGAGGAGAGGCAGACCAUGCAGCGGCAGGGCGUCAUCGACUACCGGCCCGAGCUGAAACCGAAGGUCGUGAAGGACGGGGAGACAGAGUGGCAGCAGACCGUUAAAAAGAAGAAGAGCGAGGAAUACUACAACAAGCUGCAGGAGCUGGAGAACGAGCAGAUCGUCAAGGAGAGCCGCCACCGCGAGGGCACACACAGCUUCGCACCCGCCGCGCCCACGGCGCCCACAGUGGCGCGCGCCAUGGCGCAGCAUUACCAGGAUCACCUGGAACAAACCGAGGAAGUCAUCGAUAAACAGACUCAAAAGAGAGUAAUUCAGAAAAAGAUACCCGAUCCGUCCGAAUCAAUGGUUCACGGCAAGGAAGUUCACGUUGCGAAGCAGAAGCAGAUCCAGAAGGAGGUAGUCGGCGACACCGAGAUAACGCGCAAGAUAACUUCCACGGAGACUACUGAAGUGGAACACAAAGCGCAGACGCAGGAGCGCGUGGUUGAAGGGCCCACGAAGCCUAGCAACCCACCCGUGUUUACAAAGAAGAUGCAGCCCUGCCGCGUCUUCGAACAUGAGCAGGCAAGGUUCGAGGUUGAGUUCGACGGUGACCCGCUGCCGACCAUCAAGUGGUACCGCGAAAACUUCCCCAUCAAGAACUCACCGGACUUCCAAAUACACACUUUUAGCACCAAAUCUAUUCUCAUUAUAAGACGAGUCUUCGUUGAAGAUUCGGCCGUAUUCGCCGCCGUUGCCGAAAACCGCGGAGGCACCGCUAAAUGCAGCGCUAACCUGGUCGUAGAGGAGCGCCGGCGGCAAGGUCGUGGGGGCCUCGCGCCGCCUAGUUUCACGCUCACGGCGCAGAACGUUAACGUCACUGCAGGGCAGCUCGUGCGCUUCGAUACGAAAGUGACGGGCACGAAACCCAUUGAUGUGUACUGGUUGAAGAACGGACAGAAGGUUCAGCCCGAUAUCAAAAACAAGAUCUUAGAGGAAGACGGCGUGUACACGCUCCUGAUUCUGGAGGCGUACCCGCAGGACUCCGGCAAGUACGAGUGUGUGGCAAUGAACGGCGCGGGAGAGGCGCGCUGCGACGCUGAGUGCACCGUGAGUGCGCCCGCCACGCGCGCGCGCUCUAAGCCCAAGAGCGAGGCCGCCUCCGCGCCGCCGGAGGUGCUCGAGCCGCUGAAGGACCGCACGGUCGCCGAAGGCCAGGCCAUCGAGUUCGAGUGCAAGAUUACGGGCCGGCCCGCGCCCACCGUGCAGUGGUACAAGGGCGACCGGCUCAUCAAACCCUCCAAGUACUUCCAGAUGUCCCGCACGGCGGACGACUACGUCCUGCACAUCUCGGAGGCAUUCCCCGAGGACGAGGGCGAGUACCGCUGUGUGGCUACGAACCCCGCGGGACGCACGGCCGCUAGCGCUCGUCUGCGCGUCACGGCCGAGGCGCCCGCCGGCGCGCCAGCACUCACGCCGCUGCGCGACCUUGUCGUGUUCGAAGGCCAGCCGGCGCAGUUCAAGACCAAAGUGACCAGCAAAGUGAAGCCGACCAUUCAGUGGCUCCGAGAAGGCGCGCUCAUACCGGAGACCCCAGAUUUCCAGAUGAUCCACGAGGGCGACAACGCCGUGCUUCUGAUCGGCAACACGUACGAGGAAGACUCAGGAACCUUCACGUGCCGCGCCACCACCGCCGCCGGUCAAGCCGAGACCUCGGCCAAGCUAGUCGUCAAAAAAUCACGUAAGCAAAUAACCCAAAGAAGCCAUGAACAGAAAAGUAUUGUAUCGAAUCUUGAAACAGAAGGUACUGACAUAUCGACCAGUACAAUUUUACAUCAAACGACGGAGGAAAGUAAUAUUUUAAAAUUACAAAAUAUAGAGAACGUGCAAACUCGGCAGGUGCCCUGGAGAAAAACUAGGGUUGCUUCUUUGUCAAUUACAGAUGAACAGACGUUGGAAACUAAGCAUUGGCGUAAACCACGUCGUGAAGAAGACAGCAGUUUGAUAACAGAUCAAACUGAUGGGACGGAAACGGAGUCAGAUGUACGUCAUGUUAGACUUCAAAGUAAGUCUAGACCAGAUCUAAAGCCUCUUUAUUUUGAUAAAAGUUAUGUGACAGAAGAUUCUACAAUUCUUGAUGUUUCUAAAGAGGAUGAAAGUAUAGUGAAAAAAUCCGUUAAAAAAGAAACAGGACCUGAUGAUUACCAAGACAAACAAGUAAAAGAGCAAGUGCCGUGGACUCAAGAAGCAAUCAAAUUACGACGCACAAAAGUCGAAAAAACUCCGAUAGCAAAGGAAAAGUUUGAAGAUGUAUCAUUAAAACCUGUGAGAAAGAGUUCAUUGCAAAAGACUGAGACAGUAUUACUUGAAGAUUCACUUACAUCUUUAGAAGACACAGUUAUUUUAAAGGUUGCUGAUGUAGAAUCGAGUGUGCAACUUAAACGUAAAAAGGAGAUAUUACCUAAGACUAAAGAUUCCGAUAUCAUAACAAGUAGACUUCUUCAUCAAACAACAGAAGAGACUAAUCUUUUAGAUUUAAAACAAACUGAAGAUAUUCUUGAUAAACAGACUGUUAGAGAUAAACAAGACCUAAAACCAUCAGAAAAGCAAACACAAGAAAAAGUGCCUUGGACACAAGAAUCGAUAAAAUUACGUCCCACGAAAGUUGAAAAAGCGCCGAUAGCAAAAGAAAAGUUCGAAGAUGUGGAAUUAAAACCAUUGCGAAGAAGUUCUUUACUAAAGACUGAAACGGUAUUGAUUGAAGAUUCAAUUACAGCUAUAGAAGACACUGUUAUUUUAAAGGUUACCGAUGACAAAAGUAUUGAACAAAUUAAGACUUUGGAAGCUGAGAAGCCAUCAGAAGAACAGCAAGAGCCAGUUUCGUGGCGUGUUGGAAAGAGACGACCGAAAGAAGAAACUUCUUUAGCAGAAAUAGAUCUCAAGCCAGUUAUGAAACCAAAAGUGCCUGAGGAAGAAAAACCUCAAGAAGUGAAGCUAAAGCCAGUCAAAAAAGUACAACCAGAAGAUACAUCAGUUGAAGAAGUAGUUCUCAAACCUGUGCGGAAACAACAAGUACCUGAAGAAAAAAUGCCAGAUGUAAAGCUUAAGCCAGUUAGGAAAAAGAAACCAACCGUGGAACUUCAGCCAGAAGAGGUUUCGUGGCGUAUGGGAAAGAGGCGACCAAAAGAAGAACCAUUAUUAUCAGAGGUAGAUCUCAAGCCUAUUUCAAUAGCAAAAGUGCCGGCGGAAGAAAAACCCGAAGAAGUGAAGUUAAAACCGGUCAAAAAAGCACAUGAAGAAGAAAUGCCCCAGGAAGUGAAACUCGAACCAGUAAGGAAAGAGAAACCAUCCGAAGAACAGCAAACAGAAGAAGUUUCAUGGCGAGUGGGAAAGAGGCGACCAAAAGAAGAGCCAACAGCUGAAGAAGUUCAUCUCAAGACUAUUCCUAAAUCGAAAGCACCAGAAGAAGAAAACCCAGAUGAAUUGAAGCUGAAACCAGUUAAAAAGGUGAAUCUGCAAGAAGAAAUCAAUGAGGAAGUGAAGCUUAAACCAGUGAAAAAGGUAAAACCAGAAGAACUUCCAUUGGAAGAAGUCGCACCUAAACCUGUGUCUAAACAAAAAGAACUUGAAGAAAAGCCCGGGGAUGUAAAGCUCAAGCCAGUUAAACGGGAAAAACUAACUGAGGAAAAACAGCUAGAAGAAGUUACGUGGCGUUUUGGAAAGAGACGUCCAAAAGAAGAACUUUCAGUUGAUGAAGUAGAUCUUAACGCUGUUCAAAAGCCAAAGGUGUCAGAGGAAGAAAAACCUAAAGAAGUAAAACUAAAACCUGUCAAAAAGUUUGAACCAGAAGAGCCAACAGCUGAAGAAGUAGUACUCAAACCUUUGCCUAAGCAAAAAGUGCCUGAGGAAGAAAAGCUCGAGGAAUUGAAGCUUAAACCAGUUCGAAAGGAGAAACCAACUGAGGAACAGAAAUCAGAGGAGGUAUCAUGGCGUGUUGGAAAGAGGCGACCAAAAGAAGAGUCUUCUGUUGAAGAUGUAGAUCUCAAACCUAUUCCAAAACCUAAAGCACCAAAAGAUGAAAAACCUGAAGAAGUGAAGCUGAAACCAGUCCUAAAGGUCAAAUCAGAAAAACCAGAAGAAGAAUCCCCCGAAGAAAUAAAGCUUAAACCAGUUAAAAGAGUAAAACCAGAGAAGCCAAUAGAUGAAGAAGUUGUUCUCAAGCCUGUGCCGAUACAAAAAAUUUCAGAAGAAGAAAAGCCCGAGGAGGUUAAGCUUAAACCAGCUAGGAAGGAAAAAAUAACAGAUGAUCAGCAGCCAGAAGAUAUUUCAUGGCGUGUGGGAAAAAGGCGACCAAAAGAAGAACCAUCAGUUGAAGAGGUAGGCCUAAAGCCGGUUUCACAACCAAAAGUGCCAGAAGAAGAAAAACCAGCAGAAGUUAAGCUGAAACCAGUCAAGAAGGUCAAACCAGAAAAACCAGAAGAAGAAUACCUUGAAGAAGUAAAGCUUAAACCAGUUAAAAAGGUAAAAGCAGAGGAGCCAAUAGUUGAAGAAGUUGUUCUCAAGCCUGUGCCGAAACAAAAAAUUCCAGAAGACGAAAUGCCCGAGGAGGUUAAGCUUAAACCAGUUAGGAAGGAAAAAACAACCGAGGAACCAAAGCCAGAAGAAGUUUCAUGGCGAGUUGGAAAGAGGCGACCAAAAGAACAACCAUCAGUAGAAGAGGUAGACCUUAAGCCGGUUCCGAAAUCUGUAAUGCUAGAAAAAGAAACGCCAGACGAAGUUAAGCUGAAGCCGACCAAAAAGGUUAAACCGGAAACACCAGAAGAAGAUAUCGCCCAAGAAGAAAAGCUUAAACCAGCUGACAAGGUAAAAGCAGCGGAGCCAAACGUUGAAGAAGUUAUUCUCAAGCCUGUUCCGAAAAAAAUUAUUCCCGAAGAAGAAAUUAUUCCCGAAGAGUUGAAGCUGAAACCAGUAAAGAAGGAUAAAAUAAAAGAAGAUCAGCAGCCAGAAGAAUUUACAUGGCGUGUGGGAAAAAAGCAACCGAAAGAAGAGGCAUCAGUUGAAGAAGUAAACCUCAAGCCUAUUCCUAAAUCAAAAGCGCCAGAAGAAGAAAAAAUAGAUGAAGUCAAGCUUCAACCAGUCAAAAAGGUGAAGCCAGAAGAAGAAAUCCCUGAGGAAGUGAAACUUAAACCAGUGAAAAAGGUAAAACCAGAAGAUCUACCGUUAGAAGAAAUAGCACUCAAACCUGUGUCUAAACAAAAAGCACUUGAUGAAGAAAAGCCUGAGGAUGUAAAGCUCAAGCCAGUUAAACGGGAAAAAUCAACAGAGGAAAAGCAGCCAGAAGAAGUUACGUGGCGUGUUGGAAAGAGACGUCCGAAAGAAGAACUUUUAGUUGAAGGAGUAGAUCUUAAAGCUGUGCCAAAACCGAAAGUGUCAGAGGAAGAAAAACCUGAAGAAGUAAAACUAAAACCUGUCAAAAAGUUUGAACCAGAAGAGCCAACAGCUGAAGAAGUAGUACUCAAAUCUGUGCCUAAGCUAAAAGUACCUGAGGAAGAAAAGCUCGAGGAAUUGAAGCUUAAACCAGUUCGAAAGGAGAAACCAACUGAGGAACAGAAAUCAGAGGAAGUAUCAUGGCGUGUUGGAAAGAGGCGACCAAAAGAAGAGUCUUCUGUUGAAGAAGUAGAUCUCAAACCUAUUCCAAAACCUAGAGCACCAGAAGAUGAAAAACCUGAAGAAGUGAAGCUGAAACCAGUCAAAAAGGUCAAACCAGAAGAACCAGAAAAAGAAAUUCAAGAAGUUAAGCUUAAACCCUCAAAAAAAAUAAAACCGGAAGAACCAACAGUUGAAGACGUUGUUUUUGAACCUAUUCCAAUACAAACGGCUUUAGAAGAAGAUAAACCAGAAGAAGUUAAGCUAAAACCAGUCAAAAAAAUGAAACCCGAAAAACCAAAAGAAAAAAUUCUUGAGGAAUUAAAGCCUAAACCACUUAAAAGGAUUGUGCAAGAAGAACAAACAGUUGAAGAAGUAGUUCUUAAACCUGUGCCAAAACAGAAAGUUCCAGAAAAGGACAAGCCAGAAGAAGUGAUGCUUAAACCAGUUAAAAGAGAAAAGGCUGAAAAACCGGAAAUCGAGGAAGAAUAUAUUCCCAAAACUGAAUUAAAAUUAACCACGACUGAAAUAUCAAGCACGACAGAGAAACGUAAGAAGACUCUUAAGAAGAAAAUUGAAAAGGAAGAGCCCAUAGAAGUUGGACCCUUAAUAGUUCAGCCCAUAAAGGCCAUGACUGUAUAUGAUAGCGAUGAUUUUGAACUUGAAGUUACCUUUACACCAAAAUUAGUCGAUAAGAUUACUUGGUUCCGUAAUAAUCAAGUGAUUGCAAACAGUGACGAUUGUUUUAUAAAAAACGAAAAUGGCAAAUCAACAUUAAGAAUACAAAAAGCAAAUAAAAACAAAGUAGGCAAAUACGAAGUACUAAUAGAAAAAGAUAAUAUUGUUUUGAAAUCUGCAAGCACUAUAAAAUUAGCCAAGCAAACUGAACGAGACCAUGUUGAGCCACCCAGUUUUGUUAAACCCUUAAUGCCGAAAUACGUUCGCUUGGAAGAGAUCGUUCUGUUAGAGACCGAGGUGGAAUCCAAUCCAUGUGCAUCAUUCCAAUGGUUUAUUGGUAACAGAGAUGUUUUAAGUUACAUCAAAGAAAAUAAAAUACAUAAUAUCUACAUAACCAACAAGCAAAACGUUUCAUGUCUCUGUAUUGAAAACAUGACACAGGAAUUAUUUGGGAUAAUAACGUGUAGAGCUGAAAACUUUGGUGGAUCAGUUUCGUCGUCCGCGUCUCUUUUGUUAGAAAAGAGUAUUAAAGAGACAUCAGGAAGAGCGCCUGAAUUCCUUUCACCUUUACAAUGUACAACUGUAAUGGACGGUGACCCAAUAAUACUAAAAUGCACCAUCGACGCUGAGCCCUGGCCUAAAAUCGAUUGGUAUCAUGACGGAAACUGUAUCGAAUGGGCAAGAGAUAUAACGGUCGGUCGUCAAGAAUCUGGAUUGUGUGAAAUUUGCAUCAAAGAAGCUUUCCCAGAAAUGUCAGGCACUUACAGCUGUGUGGCUGAGAACGAAUACGGACGAAGCAUCAGCGAAUGUGUAGUGACGGUGGAAGCUUACGAAUAUGUGCCGAGCGCGUCGGAAGAAGAUAUCUUAAGCGACGAAAAAACCAGUGACAUUGAAGAAUUCGCUCCUAAGAUUGUUAAACCAUUACCCACAGUGGUAUCUGCUACCGAGGGAGAACUAACGAGGUUAGUAGCAAAAGCCAUCGGAGUUCCCACCCCCGAGAUAAGAUGGCUGAAGCAAGGAAUGGAAAUCCACCAGUCUCAGGAGUACCAGAUCGAGGAACUGGAGGAUGGCACCUCAAUGCUGAUCAUACCGGAGGUGUAUCAGGACGAUACUGGCGAGAUCUCGUUCGAAGCUACCAACGCGUUGGGCGCCGCAUCAACUGUCGCAGCUUUGUCUGUCGAGAGUGUCAUCGGUACAACCGACUAUAGGAAACCGGAAUGGGUCACGCAUAUGGAAAAUUUACAGGAGGUUCUAAAAGUGAGUCACUUCGUGCCAACAUUCGUGAAGCCACUAGUGAGCCAACGCGCGCGCGUUGAGCAAACGGUCAUUUUCACUGCACGCUACAGCGGCGUGCCUAAGCCAGAUAUCGUUUGGUACAAAGACGGCGAAGUUAUUCGGACCAACGAAACUUAUACGAUAGAAAACGACGGUGAGACAACGGUAUGCAAAAUAAUCGAGGUGACCAAACAGUCUGAAGGCACAUACCGUUGCGAAGCUGUAAGCGACGUUGGUAAGGCCUCGACUACAGCCACUUUGCGAGUGCUCGAGACGAAGGAAACUGUUGAUAAAGUCACGACAAAGAAAACGAAGAUUGUAAAGAAGGAUCAAAGAAGAGAGUUUGUUGAAGAAUUAUCUAUAUCUGCCACGGAAGAAGUUCCGAAGGAAGUCGUAGAGGAAGAAGCACCCGUUGAAGAAGACCGCGUGGGGCAAGAGCUCGAAGAAGAAAAAGUUGGCAUAGUUAUGACGAAGAAAACCAUAGUAAAGAAAGAUCUAAGAAAAGAAAAGGUGAAAGAGGUCGUAGAGGAUAUUUCCAUCUCCGCGCCAGAAGAAGAUAUUAUAGCGCCCGUUGAUGAGUCACCUGUUGAAGAAAGUAAAGUAGAUUGGGUGGAGCCUGAGCUUGUGGACGAAGAAACGGUCGAAAAAGUAACGACGAAGAAAUCUAGAAUUAUAAAGAAAGAUCAAAGAAAACAAAAAGUUAGAGAGGACGUUUUGACUUCCACGGCGGAAGAACUAAUAGUUCCGAUGGAAAUAACCGAUGAAGAGGCACCAGUUGAAGAAGAACUCGUGGAAGAAGAAACGAUUGACACAGCGGCGGUGAAGAAAACGAAAGUAAAGAAAGAUCUCAGAAAAGAAAAGCUUAAAAAGGUCGUAGAGGAUAUAUCAGUUUCAGAGGUGGAAGAAGUAAUAGUACCGCAGGAAGUCACUGAAGAGAAGGCGCCAGUCGAAGAAAGUAAGGUUGAUCGCGUGGAAGCGGAGCUCAUCAAAGAAGAAACGGUUGACAUAGUUACAACAAAGAAAACGAAAGUUAAAAAAGACGUAAGAAAAGAGAAGGUAAAAGAGGUCAUAGAAGACGUUGUGAUUUCUGCAACGGAAGAAGUUACCGAGAAAAAAGUGCCAAUAGAAGAAAAGAAAGCCGACGGCUUGGAAGCUGCACCCAUGGACGAAACGACGGACACAUUCGAGAAGGUUCCGUAUCAGAAAUGGAAAGCUACGAAAACGGUCGUAGAAGAUUCGCGAAUGGUGGCCGAAAUAAAUGAAUUGCUCGAAGUCAUUGAUGUAAAGGAAUUCGGGCCCGGCGAGUCGCCUCUGCGAGAGUUAGCGAAGAUAGGUUACAUGCUCAGGAGUGGGGCGACGACGCAAGAAAUCGAGAGCCUGUAUGACGCGCAAUGCUUCCCGGCGCUGAGAGCCCCGCAGGCGCAGUCUGCACUAGUGCGGCUCGUGGAGCGCCAAGGUCACAGCGCCCUCAUCACAGAAGCUCUUACUGAGGAAACGACGCAGUCUGAGGAUGUCAUCGCAGCCAAGGUCGGCUUCCGCGCUUUCAUGAGGAUGAUCGGUUCCAAACACGUCACCGUUGAGGAGGUGAUCACGCACUUCAGCCCGGAAGACUUCAAGCCGCGGUCUUGGGAGCACAAGGAAGCGAGCGAGGUCGUCGUUCGAUCGACGGUCGAAGAGGUUGCGGAGAAGUCAGCGAUUGAGGUUUUAAAAGAUACGACGCUCAGAACUGAGGUGAAGCAAUUGGUGGAGGAUACGAAAGAAAAAACCAAAAGCAAAAAAUCCAAAAAACAAAGAAUAGGUUCAAUAGAUGUAAUUGAAGUUGAAGAAGAUAUUACAAUAAACAGGAGGCAAGAAGAUCACCCAAAACAAAAUUCGGAAUAUGUUGAAGAUGAAGUAAUAAAAACUUUGGAAGAAGAGCACGUCCCAUUUAUUACUACUUUUGCCACAGGUAUUCAGGACAAUAAAAUUGAAGUAGUAUCAGCCAGUGAAGUGGCACAUAUUGUUCCUGAACAGCAAAAACGGAAUGAUAUAGCUAAGGUGAAGUUUGACACAAAUUAUUCCCUCACAAGCGGUAUUCAAGAAGUUCACGAUAAAGAAAAAAUAUUUAGAGUAACAGAAAAAGCUAAUACCAGGAAUGUUCACGAAUCGUACAAUGAAAUGGAAUCGCUGCAGGUUACUGAAGUAGAUGUUAAAGAUUCAGUGGAUGAAUGUCAAGUGAAUAUUAUAAAAACAGAUAGUAAGGCCCGUGAAGGUCUAGUGCCUGCAGAAAAUAUCGUUACUGCGGAGACCGUCGUAAAUUUAUCUGUUAUUGAUAUCGAUAAAGGCGAACAAAAAAAAGGAGAGACUGCCAUAUCAACCAUUAUUUUACAAGAUGCUUUGAGGGUUUCACAAGAUUUUACCGCUAUUGACGAAGUAUCUUUGGAAGACUCGAUUAUUACUAAGUCUUUUGCAGAGGUAUCUGUUACAGCGUUAACUGGCUUAAAGGUAACCCAAGUUGAAGAAGAAUCGCGGGAGCAUGAGCUACCAAACCAAAACCUUGCAAAACCAGUUACUUCAAAUAUCAAUUUCAAUUUAUUAGAAUCGGUAGAAGUUAGCGAAAUUUUCGUUGACGAUAAAUCUGGUAAAUACUACCCAGAGUUGAUUGUGCCUACGGAAACAGCUAAGAAAAAUGUGUUAGUAUCAAACCAGAUCUUCACUGAAAUUCAUGAUGUGCAAGAGAAAGAAGGAACUUUGGGUUUGCUUAAAGUACCACAUUCACAAGAAGCUAACGUAAAUAUUGUAUCAAAAGAAAGCAUCCUCGUGUCAACAAAUGAAGUUCACGAAAAAGAAGGAUCUCUGACAGUACUUAGCUUUCCAGCUGAAGCUAACGUUGAAAAAGACUUAAUAUUACAUUCUAGUUUAUGUAAUUAUAUGACUACACCUCAUAUUAAAGAGUCAGAAUUUAUACCUGACAUUUGUUCAGAGAAAAAAGCUGACGUAAGUUUUAGCGAACAUCAGCAUAAGUGUAACUUUGAAACUAGCAUUCAUGAAUCUGAAAUGACUUUAUUAGAUAGAGAAGGCUUAAUAAGUAAUCAUGCACAUGUCACUUUAUUGACCUUAGACACUAAUGUGACUGAGGAAGUUCAGGUACAUGAAAAUACAAAAGAAUCCGUUUAUGUAGAAGACAGACAUGCCGCGCAAGCACAUGUUGAUAUUGAGCAUACAGAAUCGCUGAUUACUUCAGAAACACUAGAAUUAACAGCCCCAGAAAAUUUCGAAUCUACAAAUAAAGUAGAAAGUAAAAAGGCUACGGAAGCAGUUAUCACUGAAAAUGCUAGAAUUGUAACUACACCUUUUAUACAUGACCAAGAGUCUUCGCAGUUAUUUUCAACUAAGAAUCCUGAAAAUGCGUCUGUGUCUUUAAUUCCUAACAUAUCAGUAUCUGUCUUGGAAAUGAACGCACCUGAUUCGGAAAAUAAACUUGUCAUCGAUCAAACGCCUGAAGUUUCCACUACUCUACCCACACUUACUCAUAAUUUGCGUAGUCCUGUUUCCCAAGAAGUAACUACAUCUGAUCAAGUUGAUAUUUUACAACCAUUAAACAAAAAAACCAACAACGCUAUUGAGCAAAGAGAUUUACACACAGAAGUUUCAGUUCUUCAAGCGACAGUGCAAGAGCAACUUCGAAAAUUAGAUGAUCAUCCAGUUAACAAAUCACAAGCCUAUACAACCUUUACUGAAAAUGAAAGUUUAAAUAUUAUAGAAACAGUACCUAGUUGUACGGAAAACGAUCUUACUAUUUACAAAACUGUUACGGAUAAAUAUGCAAAAAUAGACGUUGAAAUAAAUCAAAAAGCUGCGGUUGUAACUGAAAUAAAUUUACGUGAUUCUACAAUACAACUAGAAAUCCCCCAAAUGGAAUUUCGUGAAGCUGACAUAACAUCUCAAUUUAUUUAUCCCAUUCAAAUAUCUGAAAACUCUAUCUUAGAUAGUCAAGCUAUUCUAGAAGAUAUUCACGAACCAAGCUUAAAAUUCGUUAGCCAAGCGAUCGUUCCAGUACAAGGAAGUAUUAAAAUAUCUGAAAUAUUGAGUCAUGAAAAAGAAGAGCCUUAUAGCUUUGCGACACCGUCACAGCAAGUUUGUGAACCUUCAACUGAUAUUGUUAGUAGACCUGUAGCAACAUCGAUGGAAUUUGUUGCAAGCUCAAGUGUGGCAUUUACAGAUAGAUUUGACGUAUCUGAUAAAAUUUCCAAAGCCAACAUAGAAAAUUUCACUCAUAAAGAAGUCGUUAUAUCAACCGCUGAAUGUAAUGAAAAGGAAAGCACGCUAAAUUUAAUAAGUCCACACUCUGCUGCAGCAACACUUAGUAUUGAUUCUGUUCAGGCUGUUAUAACAGAUGAAGUUUCACCUGAAACAUUACCGUCAACGUUUCAAAAUCAGGAUAAUCGACGUGAAAUCUUUUUGACACCAGCUCCAAUUAUAUCCGAAGCUAUCGUACAACAAGAAGCUAUUGUUAAUUCUUCAGAACUUACUUUAGAUGUUCCAAGAGAAGUUAUAAAAUCGAAAGCCAUAGUUACAGUUGCUGCUCUUCCUGCUCCGAAGCAAAUGGAAUAUAUAACAGCAGAAAAAGAAAAUGUAUUAGUUUUAUCAAAAAUUCCAGAAGAACAAAAAGUGAAUAUACAAAUGUGUGAGCAACGUGGCUUGGAAAUUUGUGAGACCUUAUCUCAAUCCGAUAAUUUGAAUGAGACUGAUAAUUUGGUUUUCCCAAGUAGAAUAGCUCAAAUGAAAUUAGAUGAUAUCUAUGGUAAAUCUGCUAAAGUAGAAGAGGUUACUGUCAUUCAAUCCGAAAAAGAGUUUACUCAAGAUAUUCCUAAACAAAAACCUGAAAUAAAAUGUAGUGACUUUUUCAAUUUAGAACAAACAGAAACAGUACUGGCAGAUAGCGAAGGUAUAUUUUUGCACGAAAACCCAUUAAAAUAUAAUGUUACGUCAAAAUUCGUUGAAUUACAAUCUAUUAUAGAAAGUUCUAUUAAUACAACCGAAAAAGAGAAAGAAUUUGAUAAUCAGUUCGUUUUGCCUAGUCAUGGUGCUUCCUUUCAAUUCCUACCUUAUACUGAAAUUAUUAGCACUGAAGUAAAUGUAUCUAAUAAGGCAGAAAAUAUUGAACCUGAGGAAGUACCUGGAAAAAGAGUUUUGAAAACGAAUGUGGAAUCACAAACAGCCGUAGAUGUAACAGAAGUUUUGGUUGGAGAGUCAGAAUCUUCCUUUAAUGAAGUCCCGUUUGCAAAAUCACAUACAAUUAUACCUGAACAAAAUAUUUCGCUAAAUGCCUCUUUAGGAACAACCGAAACUGUUGUUAGUGAAAAAGAAAGUCAGCUUGUACAAUUAGAUAAUGCAAAACCGCAAAAUGCAGAUUGUAGUAUCAAAUCAUCACAAUACCUUCACGUAUCAGAAGAGGUGGUAGCUGAGAUGGAGAGUAAAUUAAACGUGGAUAAAAUAUCAACAUCGGCUAUUAAAAAUGUUACUUUUGACACUCUUCAACAUAUAAAUAUUGACGUUUGUCAUGUAUCUGAAUAUGAAGACGUGAUUGAAAAAUUAGAUUAUGCUACAAAACAAAUAAAAGAUUAUAGUAUAGAUACUGUAACACCUUUAUAUACUAGUGAAGUGGAACUUGAAGAAAGACCAGAGGAUUUAUUGAGGGUUACCGAAAUACGAAAGGAAAAGCCAUUAUCUAGUAUGGAAAUGGGUGACCAUAUUAAUACUAUAGAAAUCAUUCCUCUAGAAAAAGGAGAACUCUUACAGCAAAUAUCACUCGAUAAAACAGAAAGUAUAUCUGGGAAUAUUGAACCAGCAAGACAUAUUACAGUACUUGAAAUAGAAUCUAUAGAAAAAGAGCAGUCCUUAGAUAACAAUCCAGAACAACAACCGAGACAUGUCAACUUUUCGGUUAAAAGUAUGUCGUCCAUUGUAGUUCAAGAAGUACUUCCAAAAGAAUCAGAAUUUAUACUACCACAACAAAAUUUACCAAACGAAGAAAAAACAUAUUUACAGUUAGAUUCGCAACAGCACGUUAUAAUUACAGAUGUCUUUCCUGAUGAAAAAGAAGAAAUCUUUACAUCUAAAACUCAUCCUAUCACUAGGGAGCAAACAUUAGGUAUUAAAACAACUAGUCAUAUUUUAACAAGUGAAAACGUAGCUAUCCAAGAUGCUUUGAAAUUAGAUGAAUCCAAAGAGACAAAGAGUGAGAAAGCUAAAGAAAUUCAAGUUGUCGUAGAAAGCGUAAAUAAAGAAGAGCAACAGGUAAUUGAAAGUAUAGGUAAGCUUGAUAUAUCCAAAGAGUUAGUCAAGUGUUUUGCUAGGGAAGACAUUUCUGGUUAUAAAGCUGCGGAAUGUACAGAAGUUUUUGUUCAUGAAAAAUCUGAUACCUUCCACAAACAGCCUAGUAAGGAAGAAAACGUGGUGGCAACUCAUACUACUGAAAAAGAAGUUAUAACUUCUUCACCCCAUGUUAUUGAAAGUAUACUUGAACUGCCUGACAACCGCGUCGCGCAGAAUUCUCCCAAGUUUGAAUUUGAAGUCAGUAAAAACUUACUUAUUACAGAAGAAAACAUUAUUCAAGAAUUUCCUGAAACUUUGAUUCCGUUCAAAGAUAUUCCAAGGAAAGCUGAUGAACAAAUAAUGGAACUAAAAAGCAUUAAUCAGACUGAAAUUGUGUUAGAUGAGAAACCGCAAUCUUUAGAUAAAACUAAAACCUUCAUGACUCAGAAAGCAGAACAAACACCAAUUAUCUCAGAAGGUCUGCACGCUACAAAACAGCAAAUACUAGAAAGUACAAGUGAUAUUAUAUCAUUAUCCUCUGAGCCUAUUAAAGGUAAUCUCAAUCUAGACUCUCUUUCGACUUUGGUUGUUACUGAAAGUUUUUGUGAGGAAUCCGUCUCAGAUGUCCCAAAGGAAUCAAUUAAGAAAACUAACGUCAAAGAAGACCUUUUAGUUUUAAAAACUAUUCAACAAACAGAAGUUGUUGCUGAUGAAAGCACCGAUUAUAUUACGGAGGCAAAAGAGGAACUAAAAACUGCCGAAGUUAAACCUAUCACAGAAACACCUAAAUACGUAGAAACUUACACCAUAUUGCGGGAAGAUAGUCAUAUUAUUGAAGAAGAUCGUCUUCAUUCCAUUUCACCUAAAUCAUCAGAUAUAGAGGAAUCUGAAGAAAUUGUCACAAAAUUCAUGCAAGGCCCAGGACAAAGUGAACCUGUGCAAAUUAAAACAAAAAGAACUAUAUUGAGAAAAAAGAAGAGAUCAAACAACAUUCAAAAUGAAGGUGAUGUCGUAAUAGAAGAAACAAUGGACGAUGAUGACGACAUAGUACCAUCGAAAGAUUCAGGUCACACUGUCAAAAUAGAAGAAUACGAAGGAGAAGAAAUUCUAGAUAAUGCAUCAUCAGAUAGGAGCAUGGUUGAACUACCCGAUGAACAUCUGCAUAUACCGAGAAUGCAAACAAGAGUAUGCAUUGAAGAAAUGCUGGAAGAUGAGAAAAAACCUGAAAACAUUGAAAUUACUGAAAUAAGAACUGAAUCGAAGAUAAAAACAAAAAAUCGGUUGUUAAGAAAAGAAAAAGUCCGUACGCAAGAAGUUGGUGAAAUGUUAACCGAUGAUACAGAUGGAGGAGAAUCAAUAACAACUAUAACAGAACUCACACCUUUUGAGGCCCCAACUAUGCUAGAAAACGCCAACGUUGUCGAAGAGCAACCUGAAGAAGUUCAAGUGACUAAAACAAAAACUGAAACCGGCGAAACAAACAAGGUCAAAACAACAAAACGAAUAAAUAAAAAGGGAAAAGAUACUAAGAAGGAAGUGACUGAGAUCGUUACGGUGGAGGAGGAUAGAGAAGAACCACUUACAAGUGUAACAGUCUCAGAGCAGCAGGAACCGAAAGACCAAGAGACCAAACCCGUUGAGAUCCUCGAGCUUCCUGAGGAGACUACAUUCGCAGAGAUCGUGACAGCUGAAGGUAAGCCAAAAGUAAAGAAAAUCACAAAGCGCACAAUCAAAAAGAUAGGUCCUAAAAAGGAAACUACCCAAAUUACCACUGAACAAGUCGACGAUAACACACCUGUUGUCACGGUACACACCACACAAGAUCUCACAGAUGAGACACAGACUCCUUUUGAAGACUCACCGAGACCGGAAAGCGCCGAGGUUAUCGAGGAGCAACCUGAACAAGUCACAGUGACUGAAAUCAAAACUGAAACUGGUGAAACAAAAAAGAUAAAAACCACCAAACGUGUUAUUAAAAAAGGAAAAGGCACUAAGAAGGAAGUAACUGAGAUCGUUACGGUGGAGAAAGACGGAGAAGAGCCAGUCACAAGUGUGUCAGUCUCAGAGGAGCAAGAACCAAAAGACGAAGAGACAAAACCCGUUGAGAUCGUUGAGCUUCCCGAAGAGACUACAUUCGAAGAGAUCGUGACACCUGAAGGUAAGCCCAAAGUAAAGAAAAUCACUAAACGCACAAUCAAAAAGCUAGGUCCUAAAAAGGAAACUACCCAAAUAAUCACUGAACAAGUUGACGAUAACACACCUGUUGUCACGGUAAACACCACACAAGAUCUGACAGAUAAAACACUGACACCUUUUGAAGACUCACCGAUACCGGAAAGCGCAGAUGUUAUAGAAGAGCAACCUGAACAAGUCAAAGUGACUGAAAUCAAAACUGAAACUGGUGAAAAAAAGAAGAUAAAAACAACGAAACGAGUAAUUAAAAAAGGAAAAGGCACUAAAAAGGAAGUAACUGAGAUCGUUACGGUGGAGAAAGACGGAGAGGAGCCAGUCACAAGUGUGACAGUCUCAGAGGAGCAAGUACCAGAGGAAGAAGAGACCAAACCCGUUGAGAUCGUCGAGCUUCCCGAGGAGACUACAUUCGAAGAGAUCGUGACACCCGAAGGUAAGCCCAAAGUAAAGAAAAUCACUAAACGCACAAUCAAAAAGCUAGGUCCUAAAAAGGAAACUACCCAAAUAACCACUGAACAAGUCGACGAUAACACACCUGUUGUCACGGUACACACCACACAAGAUCUCACAGAUGAGACAGUGACACCUUUUGAAGACUCACCGAGACCGGAAAGCGCAGAGGUUAUCGAGGAGCAACCUGAACAAGUCAAAGUGACUGAAAUCAAAACUGAAACUGGUGAAACAAACAAGAUAAAAACCCCCAAACGUGUGAUUAAAAAAGGAAAAGGCACUAAAAAGGAAGUAACUGAGAUCGUUACGGUGGAGAAAGACGGAGAAGAGCCCGUCACAAGUGUGACAGUCUCAGAGGAGCAAGAACCAGAGGAAGAAGAGACGAAACCCGUUGAGAUCGUCGAGCUUCCCGAGGAGACUACAUUCGAAGAGAUCGUGACACCCGAAGGUAAGCCCAAAGUAAAGAAAAUCACUAAACGCACAAUCAAAAAGCUAGGUCCUAAAAAGGAAACUACCCUAAUAACCACUGAACAAGUCGACGAUAGCACACCUGUUGUCACGGUACACACCACACAAGAUCUCACAGAUGAAACACUGACACCUUUUGAAGACUCAUCGCGACCGGAAAGCGCCGAGGUUAUCGAGGAGCAACACGAACAAGUCAAAGUGACUGAAAUCAAAACUGAAACUGGUGAAACAAAGAAGAUAAAAACAACCAAACGUGUGAUUAAAAAAGGAAAAGGCACGAAAAACGAAGUUACUGAGAUCGUUACGGUGGAAAAAGACGGAGAAAAGCCAGUCACGAGUGUGACAGUCUCAGAGGAGCAAGUACCAGAGGAAGAAGAGACGAAACCCGUUGAGAUCGUCGAGCUUCCCGAGGAGACUACAUUCGAAGAGAUCGUGACACCUGAAGGUAAGCCCAAAGUAAAGAAAAUCACUAAACGCACAAUCAAAAAGUUAGGUCCCAAAAAGGAAACUACCCAAAUAACCACUGAACAAGUCGACGAUAACACACCUGUUGUCACGGUACACACCACACAAGAUCUCACAGAUGAGACACUGACACCUUUUGAAGACUCACCGAUACCGGAAAGCGCAGAUGUUAUAGAAGAGCAACCUGAACAAGUCAAAGUGACUGAAAUCAAAACUGAAACUGGUGAAACAAAGAAGAUAAAAACCACCAAACGUGUGAUUAAAAAAGGAAAAGGCACUAAAAAGGAAGUAACUGAGAUCGUUACGGUGGAGAAAGACGGAGAGGAGCCAGUCACAAGUGUGACAGUCUCAGAGGAGCAAGUACCAGAGGAAGAAGAGGCAAAACCCGUUGAAAUCUUCGAGCUUCCCGAGGAGACUACAUUCGAAGAGAUCGUGACACCUGAAGGUAAGCCCAAAGUUAAGAAAAUCACUAAACGCACAAUCAAAAAGCUAGGUCCUAAAAAGGAAACUACCCAAAUAACCACUGAACAAGUCGACGAUAACACACCUGUUGUCACGGUACACACCACACAAGAUCUCACAGAUGAGACACUGACUCCUUUUGAAGACUCACCGAGACCGGAAAGCGCAGAGGUUAUCGAAGAGCAACCUGAACAAGUCAAUGUGACUGAAAUCAAAACUGAAACUGGUGAAACAAAGAAGAUAAAAACCACCAAACGUGUGAUUAAAAGAGGAAAAGGCACUAAAAAGGAAGUAACUGAGAUCGUUACGGUGGAGAAAGACGGAGAGGAGCCAGUCACAAGUGUGACAGUCUCAGAGGAGCAAGUACCAGAGGAAGAAGAGACCAAACCCGUUGAGAUCGUCGAGCUUCCCGAGGAGACUACAUUCGAAGAGAUCGUGACACCCGAAGGUAAGCCCAAAGUAAAGAAAAUCACUAAACGCACAAUCAAAAAGCUAGGUCCUAAAAAGGAAACUACCCAAAUAACUACGGAACAAGUCGACGAUAACACACCUGUUGUCACGGUACACACCACACAAGAUCUCACAGAUGAAACACUGACAUCUUUUGAAGACUCACCGAGACCGGAAAGCGCAGAGGUUAUCGAAGAGCAACCUGAACAAGUCAAAGUGACUGAAAUCAAAACUGAAACUGGUGAAACAAAGAAGAUAAAAACCACCAAACGUGUGAUUAAAAAAGGAAAAGGCACUAAAAAGGAAGUAACUGAGAUCGUUACGGUGGAGAAAGACGGAGAAGAGCCAGUCACAAGUGUGACAGUCUCAGAGGAGCAAGUACCAGAGGAAGAAGAGGCAAAACCCGUUGAAAUCUUCGAGCUUCCCGAGGAGACUACAUUCGAAGAGAUCGUGACACCUGAAGGUAAGCCCAAAGUUAAGAAAAUCACUAAACGCACAAUCAAAAAGCUAGGUCCUAAAAAGGAAACUACCCAAAUAACCACUGAACAAGUCGACGAUAACACACCUGUUGUCACGGUACACACCACACAAGAUCUCACAGAUGAGACACUGACUCCUUUUGAAGACUCACCGAGACCGGAAAGCGCAGAGGUUAUCGAAGAGCAACCUGAACAAGUCAAUGUGACUGAAAUCAAAACUGAAACUGGUGAAACAAAGAAGAUAAAAACCACCAAACGUGUGAUUAAAAGAGGAAAAGGCACUAAAAAGGAAGUAACUGAGAUCGUUACGGUGGAGAAAGACGGAGAGGAGCCAGUCACAAGUGUGACAGUCUCAGAGGAGCAAGUACCAGAGGAAGAAGAGACCAAACCCGUUGAGAUCGUCGAGCUUCCCGAGGAGACUACAUUCGAAGAGAUCGUGACACCCGAAGGUAAGCCCAAAGUAAAGAAAAUCACUAAACGCACAAUCAAAAAGCUAGGUCCUAAAAAGGAAACUACCCAAAUAACUACGGAACAAGUCGACGAUAACACACCUGUUGUCACGGUACACACCACACAAGAUCUCACAGAUGAAACACUGACAUCUUUUGAAGACUCACCGAGACCGGAAAGCGCAGAGGUUAUCGAAGAGCAACCUGAACAAGUCAAAGUGACUGAAAUCAAAACUGAAACUGGUGAAACAAAGAAGAUAAAAACCACCAAACGUGUGAUUAAAAAAGGAAAAGGCACUAAAAAGGAAGUAACUGAGAUCGUUACGGUGGAGAAAGACGGAGAGGAGCCAGUCACAAGUGUGACAGUCUCAGAGGAGCAAGUACCAGAGGAAGAAGAGACCAAACCCGUUGAGAUCGUCGAGCUUCCCGAGGAGACUACAUUCGAAGAGAUCGUGACACCUGAAGGUAAGCCCAAAGUAAAGAAAAUCACUAAACGCACGAUUAAAAAGCUAGGUCCCAAAAAGGAAACUACCCAAAUAACCACUGAACAAGUCGACGAUAACACACCUGUUGUCACGGUACACACCACACAAGAUCUCACAGAUGAGAAACUGACACCUUUUGAAGACUCAUCGCGACCGGAAAGCGCCGAGGUUAUCGAGGAGCAACCUGAACAAGUCAAAGUGACUGAAAUCAAAACUGAAACUGGUGAAACCAAGAAGGUAAAAACCACCAAACGUGUGAUUAAAAAAGGAAAAGGCACUAAAAAGGAAGUAACUGAGAUCGUUACGGUGGAGAACGACGGAGAAGAGCCAGUCACAAGUGUGACAGUCUCAGAGGAGCAAGUACUAGAGGAAGAAGAGACAAAACCCGUUGAGAUCGUCGAGCUUCCCGAGGAGACUACAUUCGAAGAGAUCGUGACACCUGAAGGUAAGCCCAAAGUAAAGAAAAUCACUAAACGCACAAUCAAAAAGCUAGGUCCUAAAAAGGAAACUACCCAAAUAACCACUGAACAAGUCGACGAUAACACACCUGUUGUCACGGUACACACCACACAAGAUCUCACAGAUGAGACACUGACACCUUUUGAAGACUCACCGAGACCGGAAAGCGCCGAGGUUAUCGAGGAGCAACCUGAACAAGUCACAGUGACUGAAAUCAAAACUGAAACUGGUGAAACAAAAAAGAUAAAAACCACCAAACGUCUGAUUAAAAAAGGAAAAGGCACGAAAAAGGAAGUUACUGAGAUCGUUACGGUGGAGAAAGACGGAGAAGAGCCAGUCACAAGUGUGACAGUCUCAGAGGAGCAAGUACCAGAGGAAGAAGAGACCAAACCCGUUGAGAUCGUCGAGCUUCCCGAGGAGACUACAUUCGAAGAGAUCGUGACACCCGAAGGUAAGCCCAAAGUAAAGAAAAUCACUAAACGCACAAUCAAAAAGCUAGGUCCUAAAAAGGAAACUACCCUAAUAACCACUGAACAAGUCGACGAUAACACACCUGUUGUCACGGUACACACCACACAAGAUCUCACAGAUGAAACACUGACACCUUUUGAAGACUCAUCGCGACCGGAAAGCGCCGAGGUUAUCGAGGAGCAACCUGAACAAGUCAAAGUGACUGAAAUCAAAACUGAAACUGGUGAAACAAAGAAGAUAAAAACCACCAAACGUGUGAUUAAAAAAGGAAAAGGCACGAAAAACGAAGUUACUGAGAUCGUAACGGUGGAAAAAGACGGAGAAGAGCCAGUCACGAGUGUGACAGUCUCAGAGGAGCAAGUACUAGUGGAAGAAGAGACGAAACCCGUUAAGAUCGUCGAGCUUCCCGAGGAGACUACAUUCGAAGAGAUCGUGACACCUGAAGGUAAGCCCAAAGUAAAGAAAAUCACUAAACGCACAAUCAAAAAGCUAGGUCCCAAAAAGGAAACUACCCAAAUAACCACUGAACAAGUCGACGAUAACACACCUGUUGUCACGGUACACACCACACAAGAUCUCACAGAUGAGACACUGACAUCUUUUGAAGACUCACCGAGACCGGAAAGCGCAGAGGUUAUCGAAGAGCAACCUGAACAAGUCAAAGUGACUGAAAUCAAAACUGAAACUGGUGAAACAAAGAAGAUAAAAACCACCAAACGUGUGAUUAAAAAAGGAAAAGGAACUAAAAAAGAAGUAACUGAGAUCGUUACGGUGGAGAAAGACGGAGAAGAGCCCGUCACAAGUGUGACAGUCUCAGAGGAGCAAGUACCAGAGGAAGAAGAGACGAAACCCGUUGAGAUCGUCGAGCUUCCCGAGGAGACUACAUUCGAAGAGAUCGUGACACCUGAAGGUAAGCCAAAAGUAAAGAAAAUCACUAAACGUACAAUCAAAAAGCUAGGUCCCAAAAAGGAAACUACCCAAAUAAUCACUGAACAAGUUGACGAUAACACACCUGUUGUCACGGUAAACACCACACAAGAUCUGACAGAUAAAACACUGACACCUUUUGAAGACUCACCGAUACCGGAAAGCGCAGAUGUUAUAGAAGAGCAACCUGAACAAGUCAAAGUGACUGAAAUCAAAACUGAAACUGGUGAAAAAAAGAAGAUAAAAACAACGAAACGAGUAAUUAAAAAAGGAAAAGGCACUAAAAAGGAAGUAACUGAGAUCGUUACGGUGGAGAACGACGGAGAAGAGCCAGUCACAAGUGUGACAGUCUCAGAGGAGCAAGAACCAGAGGAAGAAGAGGCAAAACCCGUUGAGAUCGUCGAGCUUCCCGAGGAGACUACAUUCGAAGAGAUCGUGACACCUGAAGGUAAGCCCAAAGUAAAUAAAAUCACUAAACGCACAAUCAAAAAGCUAGGUCCUAAAAAGGAAACUACCCAAAUAACCACUGAACAAGUCGACGAUAACACACCUGUUGUCACGGUACACACCACACAAGAUCUCACAGAUGAGACAGUGACACCUUUUGAAGACUCACCGAGACCGGAAAGCGCAGAGGUUAUCGAGGAGCAACCUGAACAAGUCAAAGUGACUGAAAUCAAAACUGAAACUGGUGAAACAAACAAGAUAAAAACCCCCAAACGUGUGAUUAAAAAAGGAAAAGGCACUAAAAAGGAAGUAACUGAGAUCGUUACGGUGGAGAAAGACGGAGAAGAGCCCGUCACAAGUGUGACAGUCUCAGAGGAGCAAGAACCAGAGGAAGAAGAGACGAAACCCGUUGAGAUCGUCGAGCUUCCCGAGGAGACUACAUUCGAAGAGAUCGUGACACCCGAAGGUAAGCCCAAAGUAAAGAAAAUCACUAAACGCACAAUCAAAAAGCUAGGUCCUAAAAAGGAAACUACCCUAAUAACCACUGAACAAGUCGACGAUAGCACACCUGUUGUCACGGUACACACCACACAAGAUCUCACAGAUGAAACACUGACACCUUUUGAAGACUCAUCGCGACCGGAAAGCGCCGAGGUUAUCGAGGAGCAACACGAACAAGUCAAAGUGACUGAAAUCAAAACUGAAACUGGUGAAACAAAGAAGAUAAAAACAACCAAACGUGUGAUUAAAAAAGGAAAAGGCACGAAAAACGAAGUUACUGAGAUCGUUACGGUGGAAAAAGACGGAGAAAAGCCAGUCACGAGUGUGACAGUCUCAGAGGAGCAAGUACCAGAGGAAGAAGAGACGAAACCCGUUGAGAUCGUCGAGCUUCCCGAGGAGACUACAUUCGAAGAGAUCGUGACACCUGAAGGUAAGCCCAAAGUAAAGAAAAUCACUAAACGCACAAUCAAAAAGUUAGGUCCCAAAAAGGAAACUACCCAAAUAACCACUGAACAAGUCGACGAUAACACACCUGUUGUCACGGUACACACCACACAAGAUCUCACAGAUGAGACACUGACACCUUUUGAAGACUCAUCGCGACCGGAAAGCGCCGAGGUUAUCGAGGAGCAACCUGAACAAGUCAAAGUGACUGAAAUCAAAACUGAAACUGGUGAAACAACGAAGAUAAAAACCACCAAACGUGUGAUUAAAAAAGGAAAAGGCACGAAAAAGGAAGUAACUGAGAUUGUUACGGUAGAGAAAGACGGAGAAAAGCCAGUCACAAGUGUGACAGUCUCAGAGGAGCAAGUACCAGAGGAAGAAGAGGCAAAACCCGUUGAAAUCUUCGAGCUUCCCGAGGAGACUACAUUCGAAGAGAUCGUGACACCUGAAGGUAAGCCCAAAGUAAAGAAAAUCACUAAACGCACAAUCAAAAAGCUAGGUCCUAAAAAGGAAACUACCCAAAUAACCACUGAACAAGUCGACGAUAACACACCUGUUGUCACGGUACACACCACACAAGAUCUCACAGAUGAGACACUGACACCUUUUGAAGACUCACCGAGACCGGAAAGCGCAGAGGUUAUCGAGGAGCAACCUGAACAAGUAAAAAUGACUGAAAUCAAAACUGAAACUGGUGAAACCAAGAAGGUAAAAAUCACCAAACGUGUGAUUAAAAAAGGAAAAGGAACUAAAAAGGAAGUAACUGAGAUCGUUACGUUGGAAAAAGACGGAGAAGAGCCAGUCACAAGUGUGACAGUCUCAGAGGAGCAAGUACCAGAGGAAGAAGAGACAAAACCCGUUGAGAUCGUCGAGCUUCCCGAGGAGACUACAUUCGAAGAGAUCGUGACACCUGAAGGUAAGCCUAAAGUAAAAAAAAUCACUAAACGCACAAUCAAAAAGCUAGGUCCUAAAAAGGAAACUACCCAAAUAACCACUGAACAAGUCGACGAUAACACACCUGUUGUCACGGUACACACCACACAAGAUCUCACAGAUGAAACACUGACACCUUUUGAAGACUCACCGAGACCGGAAAGCGCCGAGGUUAUCGAGGAGCAACCUGAACAAGUCACAGUGACUGAAAUCAAAACUGAAACUGGUGAAACAAAAAAGAUAAAAACCACCAAACGUCUGAUUAAAAAAGGAAAAGGCACGAAAAAGGAAGUUACUGAGAUCGUUACGGUGGAGAAAGACGGAGAAGAGCCAGUCACAAGUGUGACAGUCUCAGAGGAGCAAGUACCAGAGGAAGAAGGGACAAAACCCGUUGAGAUCGUCGAGCUUCCCGAGGAGACUACAUUCGAAGAGAUCGUGACACCUGAAGGUAAGCCCAAAGUAAAGAAAAUCACUAAACGCACAAUCAAAAAGCUAGGUCCUAAAAAGGAAACUACCCAAAUAACCACUGAACAAGUCGACGAUAACACACCUGUUGUCACGGUACACACCACACAAGAUCUCACAGAUGAAACACUGACACCUUUUGAAGACUCACCGAGACCGGAAAGCGCAGAGGUUAUCGAAGAGCAACCUGAACAAGUCAAAGUGACUGAAAUCAAAACUGAAACUGGUGAAACAAAGAAGAUAAAAACCACCAAACGUGUGAUUAAAAAAGGAAAAGGAACUAAAAAGGAAGUAACUGAGAUCGUUACGUUGGAAAAAGACGGAGAAGAGCCAGUCACAAGUGUGACAGUCUCAGAGGAGCAAGUACCAGAGGAAGAAGAGACAAAACCCGUUGAGAUCGUCAAACUUCCCGAGGAGACUACAUUCGAAGAGAUCGUGACACCUGAAGGUAAGCCCAAAGUAAAGAAAAUCACUAAACGCACAAUCAAAAAGCUAGGUCCUAAAAAGGAAACUACCCAAAUAACCACUGAACAAGUCGACGAUAACACACCUGUUGUCACGGUACACACCACACAAGAUCUCACAGAUGAAACACUGACACCUUUUGAAGACUCACCGAGACCGGAAAGCGCAGAGGUUAUCGAAGAGCAACCUGAACAAGUCAAAGUGACUGAAAUCAAAACUGAAACUGGUGAAACAAAGAAGAUAAAAACCACCAAACGUGUGAUUAAAAAAGGAAAAGGAACUAAAAAGGAAGUAACUGAGAUCGUAACGGUGGAGAAAGACGGAGAAGAGCCAGUCACAAGUGUGAUAGUCUCAGAGGAGCAAGUACCAGAGGAAGAAGAGACGAAACCCGUUGAGAUCGUCGAGCUUCCCGAGGAGACUACAUUCGAAGAGAUCGUGACACCUGAAGGUAAGCCCAAAGUAAAGAAAAUCACUAAACGCACAAUCAAAAAGCUAGGUCCUAAAAAGGAAACUACCCUAAUAACCACUGAACAAGUCGACGAUAACACACCUGUUGUCACGGUACACACCACACAAGAUCUCACAGAUGAGACACUGACACCUUUUGAAGACUCACCGAGACCGGAAAGCGCAGAGGUUAUCGAGGAGCAACCUGAACAAGUCAAAGUGACUGAAAUCAAAACUGAAACUGGUGAAACCAAGAAGGUAAAAACCACCAAACGUGUGAUUAAAAAAGGAAAAGGCACUAAAAAGCAAGUAACUGAGAUCGUUACGGUGGAGAAAGACGGAGAAGAGCCCGUCACAAGUGUGACAGUCUCAGAGGAGCAAGAACCAGAGGAAGAAGAGGCAAAACCCGUUGAAAUCGUCGAGCUUCCCGAGGAGACUACAUUCGAAGAGAUCGUGACACCUGAAGGUAAGCCCAAAGUAAAGAAAAUCACUAAACGCACAAUCAAAAAGCUAGGUCCUAAAAAGGAAACUACCCAAAUAACCACUGAACAAGUCGACGAUAACACACCUGUUGUCACGGUACACACCACACAAGAUCUCACAGAUGAGACACUGACACCUUUUGAAGACUCACCGAGACCGGAAAGCGCAGAGGUUAUCGAGGAGCAACCUGAACAAGUCAAAGUGACUGAAAUCAAAACUGAAACUGGUGAAACCAAGAAGGUAAAAACCACCAAACGUGUGAUUAAAAAAGGAAAAGGCACUAAAAAGGAAGUAACUGAGAUCGUUACGGUGGAGAAAGAUGGAGAAGAGCCCGUCACAAGUGUGACAGUCUCAGAGGAGCAAGAGCCAGAGGAAGAAGAGACGAAACCCGUUGAGAUCAUCGAGCUUCCCGAGGAGACUACAUUCGAAGAGAUUGUGACACCUGAAGGUAAGUCCAAAGUAAAGAAAAUCACUAAACGCACAAUCAAAAAGCUAGGUCCCAAAAAUGAAACUACCCAAAUAACCACUGAACAAGUCGACGAUAACACACCUGUUGUCACGGUACACACCACACAAGAUCUCACAGAUGAAACACUGACACCUUUUGAAGACUCACCGAGACCGGAAAGCGCAGAGGUUAUCAAAGAGCAACCUGAACAAGUCAAAGUGACUGAAAUCAAAACUGAAACUGGUGAAACAAAGAAGAUAAAAACCACCAAACGUGUGAUUAAAAAAGGAAAAGGCACUAAAAAGGAAGUAACUGAGAUCGUUACGGUGGAGAAAGACGGAGAAGAGCCAGUCACAAGUGUGACAGUCUCAGAGGAGCAAGUUCCAGAGGAAGAAGAGACCAAACCCGUUGAGAUCGUCGAGCUUCCCGAGGAGACUACAUUCGAAGAGAUCGUGACACCCGAAGGUAAGCCCAAAGUAAAGAAAAUCACUAAACGCACAAUCAAAAAGCUAGGUCCUAAAAAGGAAACUACCCAAAUAACUACGGAACAAGUCGACGAUAACACACCUGUUGUCACGGUACACACCACACAAGAUCUCACAGAUGAAACACUGACACCUUAUGAAGACUCACCGAGACCGGAAAGCGCAGAGGUUAUCGAAGAGCAACCUGAACAAGUCAAAGUGACUGAAAUCAAAACUGAAACUGGUGAAACAAAGAAGAUAAAAACCACCAAACGUGUGAUUAAAAAAGGAAAAGGCACUAAAAAGGAAGUAACUGAGAUCGUUACGGUGGAGAAAGAUGGAGAAGAGCCCGUCACAAGUGUGACAGUCUCAGAGGAGCAAGAACCAGAGGAAGAAGAGACGAAACCCGUUGAGAUCAUCGAGCUUCCCGAGGAGACUACAUUCGAAGAGAUCGUGUCACCUGAAGGUAAGCCCAAAGUAAAGAAAAUCACUAAACGCACGAUUAAAAAGCUAGGUCCUAAAAAGGAAACUACCCAAAUAACCACUGAACAAGUCGACGAUAACACACCUGUUGUCACAAUACACACCACACAAGAUCUCACAGAUGAAACACUGACACCGUUUGAAGACUCACCGAGACCGGAAAGCGCAGAGGUUAUCGAAGAGCAACCUAAACAAGUCAAAGUGACUGAAAUCAAAACUGAAACUGGUGAAACAAAGAAGAUAAAAACCACCAAACGUGUGAUUAAAAAAGGAAAGGGCACGAAAAAGGAAGUAACUGAGAUUGUUACGGUAGAGAAAGACGGAGAAAAGCCAGUCACAAGUGUGACAGUCUCAGAGGAGCAAGUACCAGAGGAAGAAGAGGCAAAACCCGUUGAAAUCGUCGAGCUUCCCGAGGAGACUACAUUCGAAGAGAUCGUGACACCUGAUGGUAAGCCCAAAGUAAAGAAAAUCACUAAACGCACAAUCAAAAAGCUAGGUCCCAAAAAGGAAACUACCCAAAUAACCACUGAACAAGUCGACGAUAACACACCUGUUGUCACGGUACACACCACACAGGAUCUCACAGAUGAAACACUGACACCUUUUGAAGACUCACCGAGACAGGAAAGCGCAGAGGUUAUCGAAGAGCAACCUGAACAAGUCAAAGUGACUGAAAUCAAAACUGAAACUGGUGAAACAAAGAAGAUAAAAACCACUAAACGUGUGAUUAAAAAAGGAAAAGGCACUAAAAAGGUUGUAACUGAGAUCGUUACGGUGGAAAAAGACGGAGAAGAGCCAGUCACAAGUGUGACAGUCUCAGAGGAGCAAGUACCAGAGGAAGAAGAGACAAAAACCGUUGAGAUCGUCGAGCUUCCCGAGGAGACUACAUUCGAAGAGAUCGUGACACCUGAAGGUAAGCCCAAAGUAAAGAAAAUCACUAAACGCACAAUCAAAAAGCUAGGUCCUAAAAAGGAAACUACCCAAAUAACCACUGAACAAGUCGACGAUAACACACCUGUUGUCACGGUACACACCACACAAGAUCUCACAGAUGAAACACUGACACCUUUUGAAGACUCACCGAGACCGGAAAGCGCAGAGGUUAUCGAAGAGCAACCUGAACAAGUCAAAGUGACUGAAAUCAUAACUGAAACUGGUGAAACAAAGAAGAUAAAAACCACCAAACGUGUGAUUAAAAAAGGAAAAGGAACUAAAAAGGAAGUAACUGAGAUCGUUACGGUGGAAAAAGACGGAGAAGAGCCAGUCACAAGUGUGACAGUCUCAGAGGAGCAAGUACCAGAUGAAGAAGAGACAAAACCCGUUGAGAUCGUCGAGCUUCCCGAGGAGACUACAUUCGAAGAGAUCGUGACACCUGAAGGUAAGCCCAAAGUAAAGAAAAUCACUAAACGCACAAUCAAAAAGCUAGGUCCUAAAAAGGAAACUACCCAAAUAACCACUGAACAAGUCGACGAUAACACACCUGUUGUCACGGUACACACCACACAAGAUCUCACAGAUGAAACACUGACACCUUUUGAAGACUCACCGAGACCGGAAAGCGCAGAGGUUAUCGAAGAGCAACCUGAACAAGUCAAAGUGACUGAAAUCAAAACUGAAACUGGUGAAACAAAGAAGAUAAAAACCACCAAACGUGUGAUUAAAAAAGGAAAAGGAACUAAAAAGGAAGUAACUGAGAUCGUAACGGUGGAGAAAGACGGAGAAGAGCCAGUCACAAGUGUGAUAGUCUCAGAGGAGCAAGUACCAGAGGAAGAAGAGACGAAACCCGUUGAGAUCGUCGAGCUUCCCGAGGAGACUACAUUCGAAGAGAUCGUGACACCUGAAGGUAAGCCCAAAGUAAAGAAAAUCACUAAACGCACAAUCAAAAAGCUAGGUCCUAAAAAGGAAACUACCCAAAUAACCACUGAACAAGUCGACGAUAACACACCUGUUGUCACGGUACACACCACACAAGAUCUCACAGAUGAAACACUGACACCUUUUGAAGACUCACCGAGACAGGAAAGCGCAGAGGUUAUCGAAGAGCAACCUGAACAAGUCAAAGUGACUGAAAUCAAAACUGAAACUGGUGAAACCAAGAAGGUAAAAACCACCAAACGUGUGAUUAAAAAAGGAAAAGGAACUAAAAAGGAAGUAACUGAGAUCGUUACGGUGGAAAAAGACGGAGAAGAGCCAGUCACAAGUGUGACAGUCUCAGAGGAGCAAGUACCAGAGGAAGAAGAGACAAAAACCGUUGAGAUCGUCGAGCUUCCCGAGGAGACUACAUUCGAAGAGAUCGUGACACCUGAAGGUAAGCCCAAAGUAAAGAAAAUCACUAAACGCACAAUCAUAAAGCUAGGUCCUAAAAAGGAAACUACCCAAAUAACCACUGAACAAGUCGACGAUAACACACCUGUUGUCACGGUACACACCACACAAGAUCUCACAGAUGAAACACUGACACCUUUUGAAGACUCACCGAGACCGGAAAGCGCAGAGGUUAUCGAAGAGCAACCUGAACAAGUCAAAGUGACUGAAAUCAAAACUGAAACUGGUGAAACAAAGAAGAUAAAAACCACCAAACGUGUGAUUAAAAAAGGAAAAGGAACUAAAAAGGAAGUAACUGAGAUCGUAACGGUGGAGAAAGACGGAGAAGAGCCAGUCACAAGUGUGAUAGUCUCAGAGGAGCAAGUACCAGAGGAAGAAGAGACGAAACCCGUUGAGAUCGUCGAGCUUCCCGAGGAGACUACAUUCGAAGAGAUCGUGACACCUGAAGGUAAGCCCAAAGUAAAGAAAAUCACUAAACGCACAAUCAAAAAGCUAGGUCCUAAAAAGGAAACUACCCAAAUAACCACUGAACAAGUCGACGAUAACACACCUGUUGUCACGGUACACACCACACAAGAUCUCACAGAUGAAACACUGACACCUUUUGAAGACUCACCGAGACAGGAAAGCGCAGAGGUUAUCGAAGUGCAACCUGAACAAGUCAAAGAGACUGAAAUCAAAACUGAAACUGGUGAAACAAAGAAAAUAAAAACCACCAAACGUGUAAUUAAAAAAGGAAAAGGCACUAAAAAGGAAGUAACUGAGAUCGUAACGGUGGAGAAAGACGGAGAAGAGCCAGUCACAAGUGUGAUAGUCUCAGAGGAGCAAGUACCAGAGGAAGAAGAGACGAAACCCGUUGAGAUCGUCGAGCUUCCCGUGGAGACUACAUUCGAAGAGAUUGUGACACCUGAAGGUAAGUCCAAAGUAAAGAAAAUCACUAAACGCACAAUCAAAAAGCUAGGUCCUAAAAAGGAAACUACCCAAAUAACCACUGAACAAGUCGACGAUAACACACCUGUUGUCACGGUACACACCACACAAGAUCUCACAGAAGAGACACUGACACCUUUCGAAGACUCAUCGCGACCGGAAAGCGCCGAGGUUAUCGAGGAGCAACCUGAACAAGUCAAAGUGACUGAAAUCAAAACUGAAACUGGUGAAACCAAGAAGGUAAAAACCACCAAACGUGUGAUUAAAAAAGGAAAAGGCACUAAAAAGGAAGUAACUGAGAUCGUUACGGUGGAAAAAGACGGAGAAGAGCCAGUCACAAGUGUGAGUGUGACAGUCUCAGAGGAGCAAGUACCAGAGGAAGAAGAGACGAAACCCGUUGAGAUCGUCGAGCUUCCCGAGGAGACUACAUUCGAAGAGAUCGUGACACCUGAAGGUAAGUCCAAAGUAAAGAAAAUCACUAAACGCACAAUCAAAAAGCUAGGUCCUAAAAAGGAAACUACCCAAAUAACCACUGAACAAGUCGACGAUAACACACCUGUUGUCACGGUACACACCACACAAGAUCUCACAGAUGAAACACUGACACCUUUUGAAGACUCACCGAGACCGGAAAGCGCAGAGGUUAUCGAAGAGCAACCUGAACAAGUCAAAGUGACUGAAAUCAAAACUGAAACUGGUGAAACAAAGAAGAUAAAAACCACCAAACGUGUGAUUAAAAAAGGAAAAGGAACUAAAAAGGAAGUAACUGAGAUCGUUACGGUGGAAAAAGACGGAGAAGAGCCAGUCACAAGUAUGACAGUCUCAGAGGAGCAAGUACCAGAGGAAGAAGAGAUGAAACCCGUUGAGAUCGUCGAGCUUCCCGAGGAGACUACAUUCGAAGAGAUCGUGACACCUGAAGGUAAGCCCAAAGUAAAGAAAAUCACUAAACGCACAAUCAAAAAGCUAGGCCCUAAAAAGGAAACUACCCAAAUAACCACUGAACAAGUCGACGAUAACACACCUGUUGUCACGGUACACACCACACAAGAUCUCACAGAUGAAACACUGAUACUUUUUGAAGACUCACCGAGACCGGAAAGCGCAGAGGUUAUCGAGGAGCAACCUGAACAAGUCAAAGUGACUGAAAUCAAAACUGAAACUGGUGAAACCAAGAAGGUAAAAACCACCAAACGUGUGAUUAAAAAAGGAAAAGGCACUAAAAAGGAAGUAACUGAGAUCGUUACGGUGGAGAAAGACGGAGAAGAGCCAGUCACAAGUGUGACAGUCUCAGAGGAGCAAGUAACAGAAGAAGAAGAGACCAAACCCGUUGAGAUUGUCGAGCUUCCCGAGGAGACUACAUUCGAAGAGAUCGUGACACCUGAAGGUAAGUCCAAAGUAAAGAAAAUCACUAAACGCACAAUCAAAAAGCUAGGUCCUAAACAGGAAACUACCCAAAUAACCACUGAACAAGUCGAAGAUAACACACCUGUUGUCACGGUACACAUUACACAGGAUCUCACAGAUAAAACACUGACACCUUUUGAAGACUCACCGAGACCGGAAAGCGCAGAGGUUAUCGAAGAGCAACCUGAACAAGUCAAAGUGACUGAAAUCAAAACUGAAACUGGUGAAACAAAGAAGAUAAAAACCACCAAACGUGUGAUUAAAAAAGGAAAAGGCACUAAAAAGGAAGUAACUGAGAUCGUUACGGUGGAGAAACACGGAGAGGAGCCAGUCACAAGUGUAACAGUCUCAGAGGAGCAAGUACCAGAGGAAGAAGAGACCAAACCCGUUGAGAUCGUCGAGCUUCCCGAGGAGACUACAUUCGAAGAGAUCGUGACACCCGAAGGUAAGCCCAAAGUAAAGAAAAUCACUAAACGCACAAUCAAAAAGCUAGGUCCUAAAAAGGAAACUACCCUAAUAACCACUGAACAAGUCGACGAUAACACACCUGUUGUCACGGUACACACCACACAAGAUCUCACAGAUGAAACACUGAUACUUUUUGAAGACUCAUCGCGACCGGAAAGCGCCGAGGUUAUCGAGGAGCAACCUGAACAAGUCAAAGUGACUGAAAUCAAAACUGAAACUGGUGAAACCAAGAAGGUAAAAACCACCAAACGUGUGAUUAAAAAAGGAAAAGGCACUAAAAAGGAAGUAACUGAAAUCGUUACGGUGGAGAAAGACGGAGAAGAGCCAGUUACAAGUGUGACAGUCUCAGAAGAGCAAGUACCAGAAGAAGAAGAGACCCAACCAGUUGAGAUCGUCGAGCGUCCCGAGGAGACUACAUUCGAAGAGAUCGCGACACCUGAAGGUAAGCCGAUAGUAAAGAAAAUCACUAAACGCACAAUCAAAAAGCUAGGUCCUAAAGAGGAAACAACCCAAAUAACCACUGAACAAUUCGACGAUAACACACCUGUUGUCACGGUACAAACCACACAAGAUCUCACAGAUGAAACACUGACACCUUAUGAAGACUCACCGAGACCGGAAAGCGCAGAGGUUAUCGAAGAGCAACCUGAACAAGUCAAAGUGACUGAAAUCAAAACUGAAACUGGUGAAACAAAGAAGAUAAAAACCACCAAAAGUGUGAUUAAAAAAGGAAAAGGCACUAAACAGGAAGUAACUGAGAUCGUUACGGUUGAGACAGACGGAGAAGAGCCAGUCACAAGUGUGACAGCCUCAGAGGAGCAAGUACCAGAGGAAGAAGAGACAAAACCCGUUGAGAUCGUCGAGCUUCCCGAGGAGACUACAUUCGAAGAGAUCGUGACACCUGAAGGUAAGUUCAAAGUAAAGAAAAUCACUAAACGCACAAUCAAAAAGCUAGGUCCUAAAAAGGAAACUACCCAAAUAACCACUGAACAAGUCGACGAUAACACACCUGUUGUCACGGUACACACCACACAAGAUCUCACAGAUGAAACACUGACACCUUUUGAAGACUCACCGAGACCGGAAAGCGCAGAGGUUAUCAAAGAACAACCAGAACAAGUCAAAGUGACUGAAAUCAAAACUGAUACUGGUGAAACAAAGAAGAUCAAAACCACCAAACGUGUGAUUAAAAAAGGAAAAGGCACUAAAAAGGAAGUAACUGAGAUCGUUACGGUGGAGAAAGACGGAGAAGAGCCAGUCACAAGUGUGACAGUCUCAGAGGAGCAAGUAACAGAAGAAGAAGAGACCAAACCCGUUGAGAUUGUCGAGCUUCCCGAGGAGACUACAUUCGAAGAGAUCGUGACACCUGAAGGUAAGUCCAAAGUAAAGAAAAUCACUAAACGCACAAUCAAAAAGCUAGGUCCUAAACAGGAAACUACCCAAAUAACCACUGAACAAGUCGAAGAUAACACACCUGUUGUCACGGUACACAUUACACAAGAUCUCACAGAUGAAACACUGACACCUUUUGAAGACUCACCGAGACCGGAAAGCGCAGAGGUUAUCGAAGAGCAACCUGAACAAGUCAAAGUGACUGAAAUCAAAACUGAAACUGGUGAAACAAAGAAGAUAAAAACCACCAAACGUUUGAUUAAAAAAGGAAAAGGAACUAAAAAGGAAGUAACUGAGAUCGUUACGGUGGAGAAAGACGGAGAAGAGCCAGUCACAAGUGUGACAGUCUCAGAGGAGCAAGUACCAGAAGAAGAAGAGACCCAACCGGUUGAGAUCGUCGAGCUUCCCGAGGAGACUACAUUCGAAGAGAUCGCGACACCUGAAGGUAAGCCGAUAGUAAAGAAAAUCACUAAACGCACAAACAAAAAGCUAGGUCCUAAAGAGAAAACAACCCAAAUAACCACUAAACAAUUCGACGAUAACACACCUGUUGUCACGGUACACAUCACACAAGAUCUCACAGAUGAAACACUAACACCUCUAGAACACUCAAUUAUAGCCGAAAACGCAAAGGUUGUCGAAGAGCAACCUGAAGAAGUCAAAGCGACUGAAAUUAAAACUGACACCGGCGAAACGAAGAAGAUCGAAACCACUAAACGAAUAAUUAAAAAAGGAAAAGGUAACAAGAAGGAAGUCACUGAGAUCGUGACGGUUGAAAAAGACGGAGAAGAGCCAGUCACAAGUGUGACAGUCUCAGAGGAGCAAGUUCCAGACGAAGAAGAGACAAAACCCGUUGAGAUCGUCGAGCUUCCCGAGGAGACUACAUUCGAAGAGAUCGUAACACCUGAAGGUGAGCCCAAAGUAAAGAAAAUCACUAAACGCACCAUCAAAAAGCUAGGUCCUAAACUGGAAACUACUCAAAUAAUUACUGAACUAGUAGAUGACAAGACACCUGUAGUCACAGUUCACACCACACAAGAUCUCACAGAUGAAACACUGACACCUUUAAAACAUUCAAUUAUAGCCGAAAACGCAAAAGUUGUCGAAGAGCAACCUGAAGAAGUCAAAGUGACUGAAAUUAAAACUGACACCGGCGAAACGAAGAAGAUCAAAACCACUAAACGAAUAAUUAAAAAAGGAAAAGGUACCAAGAAGGAAGUCACUGAGAUCGUGACGGUUGAAAAAGACGGAGAACAGCCAGUCACAAGUGUGACAGUCUCAGAGGAGCAAGUACCAGAGGAAGAAGAGACAAAACCCGUUGAGAUCGUCGAGCUUCCCGAGGAGACUACAUUCGAAGAGAUCGUGACACCUGAAGGUAAGCCCAAAGUAAAGAAAAUCACUAAACGCACAAUCAAAAAGCUAGGUCCUAAAAAGGAAACAACCCAAAUUACCACUGAACAAGUCGACGAUAACACACCUGUUGUCACGGUACUCACUACACAAGAUCUCACAGAUGAAACACUGACACCUUUUGAAGACUCAAAUGUACCCGAUAGCGCAAAGGUUGUCGAAGAGCAACCUGCGGAAGUCAAAGUUACUGAAAUCAAAACUGAAACUGGUGAAACAAAGAAGAUCAAAACCACUAAACGAAUAAUUAAAAAAGGAAAAGGUACCAAGAAGGAAGUCACUGAGAUCGUGACGGUUGAAAAAGACGGAGAAGAGCCAGUCACAAGUGUGACAGUCUCAGAGGAGCAAGUACCAGAGGAAGAAGAGACAAAACCCGUUGAGAUCGUCGAGCUUCCCGAGGAGACUACAUUCGAAGAGAUCGUGACACCUGAAGGUAAGCCCAAAGUAAAGAAAAUCACUAAACGCACAAUCAAAAAGCUAGGUCCUAAAAAGGAAACAACCCAAAUUACCACUGAACAAGUCGACGAUAACACACCUGUUGUCACGGUACUCACUACACAAGAUCUCACAGAUGAAACACUGACACCUUUUGAAGACUCAAAUGUACCCGAUAGCGCAAAGGUUGUCGAAGAGCAACCUGCGGAAGUCAAAGUUACUGAAAUCAAAACUGAAACUGGCGAAACAAAGAAGAUCAAAACCACUAAACGAGUAAUAAAAAAAGGAAAAGGUACCAAGAAGGAAGUCACUGAGAUCGUGAUGGUGGAGAAAGACGGAGAAGAGCCAGUCACAAGUGUGACAGUCUCAGAGGAGCAAGUACCAGAGGAAGAAGAGACCCAACCGGUUGAAAUCGUCGAGCUUCCCGAGGAGACUACAUUCGAAGAGAUCGUGACACCUGAAGGUAAGCCCAAAGUAAAGAAAAUCACUAAACGCACCAUCAAAAAGCUAGGUCCUAAACAGGAAACUACCCAAAUAGUUACUGAACAAGUAGACGACAAUACACCUGUAGUCACAGUACACACUACACAAGACCUCACAGAUGAAACACCAACACCUUUAGAACACUCAAUUUUAGCCGAAAACGCAAAGGUUGUCGAAGAGGAACCUGAAGAAGUCAAAGUGACUGAAAUUAAAACUGACACCGGCGAAACGAAGAAGAUCAAAACCACUAAACGAGUAAUUAAAAAGGGAAAAGGUACCAAGAAGGAAGUCACUGAGAUCGUGACGGUGGAGAAAGACGGAGAAGAGCCAGUCACAAGUGUGACAGUCUCAGAGGAGCAAGUACCAGAGGAAGAAGAGACCCAACCGGUUGAAAUCGUCGAGCUUCCCGAGGAGACUACAUUCGAAGAGAUCGUGACACCUGAAAGUAAGCCCAAAGUAAAGAAAAUCACUAAACGCACCAUCAAAAAGCUAGGUCCUAAACAGGAAACUACCCAAAUAGUUACUGAACAAGUAGACGACAAUACACCUGUAGUCACAGUACACACUACACAAGACCUCACAGAUGAAACACCAACACCUUUAGAACACUCAAUUAUAGCCGAAAACGCAAAGGUUGUCGAAGAGGAACCUGAAGAAGUCAAAGUGACUGAAAUUAAAACUGACACCGGCGAAACGAAGAAGAUCAAAACCACUAAACGAGUAAUUAAAAAGGGAAAAGGUACCAAGAAGGAAGUCACUGAGAUCGUGACGGUGGAAAAAGACGGAGAAGAGCCAGUCACAAGUGUGACAGUCUCAGAGGAGCAAGUACCAGAAGAAGAAGAGACCAAAUCGGUUGAGAUUAUCGAGCUUCCAGAGGAAACUACAUUCGAAGAGAUCUUGACACCAGAAGGUAAGCCCAAAGUAAAGAAAAUCACUAAACGCACCAUCAAAAAGCUAGGUCCUAAACAGGAAACAACCCAAAUAGUUACUGAACAAGUAGACGACAAUACACCUGUAGUCACAGUACACAAUACACAAGACCUCACAGAUGAAACACCAACACCUUUAGAACACUCAAUUAUAGCCGAAAACGCAAAGGUUGUCGAAGAGGAACCUGAAGAAGUCAAAGUGACUGAAAUUAAAACUGACACCGGCGAAACGAAGAAGAUCAAAACCAUUAAACGAGUAAUUAAAAAGGGAAAAGGUACCAAGAAGGAAGUCACUGAUUCCGUGACGGUGGAAAAAGACGGAGAAGAGCCAGUCACAAGUGUGACAGUCUCAGAGGAGCAAGUACCAGAAGAAGAAGAGACCAAAUCGGUUGAGAUUAUCGAGCUUCCAGAGGAAACUACAUUCGAAGAGAUCUUGACACCAGAAGGUAAGCCCAAAGUAAAGAAAAUCACUAAACGCACCAUCAAAAAGCUAGGUCCUAAACAGGAAACUACCCAAAUAGUUACUGAACAAGUAGACGACAAUACACCUGAAGUCACAGUACACAAUACACAAGACCUCACAGAUGAAACACCAGCACCUUUAGAACACUCAAUUAUAGCCGAAAACGCAAAGGUUGUCGAAGAGGAACCUGAAGAAGUCAAAGUGACUGAAAUUAAAACUGACACCGGCGAAACGAAGAAGAUCAAAACCACUAAACGAGUAAUUAAAAAGGGAAAAGGUACCAAGAAGGAAGUCACUGAGAUCGUGACGGUGGAAAAAGACGGAGAAGAGCCAGUCACAAGUGUGACAGUCUCAGAGGAGCAAGUACCAGAAGAAGAAGAGACCAAAUCGGUUGAGAUUAUCGAGCUUCCAGAGGAAACUACAUUCGAAGAGAUCUUGACACCAGAAGGUAAGCCCAAAGUAAAGAAAAUCACUAAACGCACCAUCAAAAAGCUAGGUCCUAAACAGGAAACUACCCAAAUAGUUACUGAACAAGUAGACGACAAUACACCUGUAGUCACAGUACACAAUACACAAGACCUCACAGAUGAAACACCAACACCUUUAGAACACUCAAUUAUAGCCGAAAACGCAAAGGUUGUCGAAGAGGAACCUGAAGAAGUCAAAGUGACUGAAAUUAAAACUGACACCGGCGAAACGAAGAAGAUCAAAACCACUAAACGAGUAAUUAAAAAGGGAAAAGGUACCAAGAAGGAAGUCACUGAGAUCGUGACGGUGGAAAAAGACGGAGAAGAGCCAGUCACAAGUGUGACAGUCUCAGAGGAGCAAGUACCAGAAGAAGAAGAGACCAAAUCGGUUGAGAUUAUCGAGCUUCCAGAGGAAACUACAUUCGAAGAGAUCUUGACACCAGAAGGUAAGCCCAAAGUAAAGAAAAUCACUAAACGCACCAUCAAAAAGCUAGGUCCUAAACAGGAAACAACCCAAAUAGUUACUGAACAAGUAGACGACAAUACACCUGUAGUCACAGUACACAAUACACAAGACCUCACAGAUGAAACACCAACACCUUUAGAACACUCAAUUAUAGCCGAAAACGCAAAGGUUGUCGAAGAGGAACCUGAAGAAGUCAAAGUGACUGAAAUUAAAACUGACACCGGCGAAACGAAGAAGAUCAAAACCAUUAAACGAGUAAUUAAAAAGGGAAAAGGUACCAAGAAGGAAGUCAAUGAUUCCGUGACGGUGGAAAAAGACGGAGAAGAGCCAGUCACAAGUGUGACAGUCUCAGAGGAGCAAGUACCAGAAGAAGAAGAGACCAAAUCGGUUGAGAUUAUCGAGCUUCCAGAGGAAACUACAUUCGAAGAGAUCUUGACACCAGAAGGUAAGCCCAAAGUAAAGAAAAUCACUAAACGCACCAUCAAAAAGCUAGGUCCUAAACAGGAAACUACCCAAAUAGUUACUGAACAAGUAGACGACAAUACACCUGAAGUCACAGUACACAAUACACAAGACCUCACAGAUGAAACACCAACACCUUUAGAACACUCAAUUAUAGCCGAAAACGCAAAGAUUGUCGAAGAGGAACCUGAAGAAGUCAAAGUGACUGAAAUUAAAACUGACACCGGCGAAACGAAGAAGAUCAAAACCAUUAAACGAGUAAUUAAAAAGGGAAAAGGUACCAAGAAGGAAGUCACUGAGAUCGUGACGGUGGAAAAAGACGGAGAAGAGCCAGUCACAAGUGUGACAGUCUCAGAGGAGCAAGUACCAGAAGAAGAAGAGACCAAAUCGGUUGAGAUUAUCGAGCUUCCAGAGGAAACUACAUUCGAAGAGAUCUUGACACCAGAAGGUAAGCCCAAAGUAAAGAAAAUCACUAAACGCACCAUCAAAAAGCUAGGUCCUAAACAGGAAACAACCCAAAUAGUUACUGAACAAGUAGACGACAAUACACCUGUAGUCACAGUACACAAUACACAAGACCUCACAGAUGAAACACCAACACCUUUAGAACACUCAAUUAUAGCCGAAAACGCAAAGGUUGUCGAAGAGGAACCUGAAGAAGUCAAAGUGACUGAAAUUAAAACUGACACCGGCGAAACGAAGAAGAUCAAAACCACUAAACGAGUAAUUAAAAAGGGAAAAGGUACCAAGAAGGAAGUCACUGAGAUCGUGACGUUGGAAAAAGACGGAGAAGAGCCAGUCACAAGUGUGACUGUCUCAGAGGAGCAAGUACCAGAAGAAGAAGAGACCAAAUCGGUUGAUAUUAUCGAGCUUCCAGAGGAAACUACAUUCGAAGAGAUCGUGACACCUGAAGGUAAGCCCAAAGUAAAGAAAAUCACUAAACGCACCAUCAAAAAGCUAGGUCCUAAACAGGAAACUACCCAAAUAGUUACUGAACAAGUAGAUGACAAUACACCUGUAGUCACAGUACACACUACACAAGACCUCACAGAUGAAACACCAACACCUUUAGAACACUCAAUUAUAGCCGAAAACGCAAAGGUUGUCGAAGAAGAACCUAAAGAAGUCAAAGUGACUGAAAUUAAAACUGACACCGGCGAAACGAUGAAGAUCAAAACCACUAAACGAGUAAUUAAAAAGGGAAAAGGUACCAAGAAGGAAGUCACUGAGAUCGUGACGGUGGAAAAAGACGGAGAAGAGCCAGUCACAAGUGUGACAGUCUCAGAGGAGCAAGUACCAGAAGAAGAAGAGACCAAAUCGGUUGAGAUUAUCGAGCUUCCAGAGGAAACUACAUUCGAAGAGAUCGUGACACCUGAAGGUAAGCCCAAAGUAAAGAAAAUCACUAAACGCACCAUCAAAAAGCUAGGUCCUAAACAGGAAACUACCCAAAUAGUUACUGAACAAGUAGACGACAAUACACCUGUAGUCACAGUACACACUACACAAGACCUCACAGAUGAAACACCAACACCUUUAGAACACUCAAUUAUAGCCGAAAACGCAAAGGUUGUCGAAGAGGAACCUGAAGAAGUCAAAGUGACUGAAAUUAAAACUGACACCGGCGAAACGAAGAAGAUCAAAACCACUAAACGAGUAAUUAAAAAGGGAAAAGGUACCAAGAAGGAAGUCACUGAGAUUGUGACGGUGGAGAAAGACGGAGAAGAGCCAGUCACAAGUGUGACAGUCUCAGAGGAGCAAGUACCAGAAGAAGAAGAGACCAAAUCGGUUGAGAUUAUCGAGCUUCCAGAGGAAACUAUAUUCGAAGAGAUCUUGACACCAGAAGGUAAGCCCAAAGUAAAGAAAAUCACUAAACGCACCAUCAAAAAGCUAGGUCCUAAACAGGAAACUACUCAAAUAAUUACUGAACAAGAGGACGACAAUACACCUGUAGUCACAGUACACACUACACAAGACCUCACAGAUGAAACACCAACACCUUUAGAACACUCAAUUAUUGCCGAAAACGCAAAGGUUGUCGAAGAGGAACCUGAAGAAGUCAAAGUGACUGAAAUUAAAACUGACACCGGCGAAACGAAGAAGAUCAAAACCACUAAACGAGUAAUUAAAAAGGGAAAAGGUACCAAGAAGGAAGUCACUGAGAUCGUGACGGUGGAGAAAGACGGAGAAGAGCCAGUCACAAGUGUGACAGUCUCAGAGGAGCAAGUACCAGAAGAAGAAGAGACCAAAUCGGUUGAGAUUAUCGAGCUUCCAGAGGAAACUAUAUUCGAAGAGAUCUUGACACCAGAAGGUAAGCCCAAAGUAAAGAAAAUCACUAAACGCACCAUCAAAAAGCUAGGUCCUAAACAGGAAACUACUCAAAUAAUUACUGAACAAGAGGACGACAAUACACCUGUAGUCACAGUACACACUACACAAGACCUCACAGGUGAAACACCAACACCUUUAGAACACUACACUAUAUUCGAUAACGCCAAGGUUGUCGAAGAGCAACCUGAAGAAGUCAAAGUGACUGAAAUUAAAACUGACACCGGCGAAACGAAGAAGAUCAAAACCACUAAACGAGUAAUUAAAAAGGGAAAAGGUACCAAGAAGGAAGUCACUGAGAUCGUGACGGUGGAAAAAGACGGAGAAGAGCCAGUCACAAGUGUGACAGUCUCAGAGGAGCAAGUACCAGAAGAAGAAGAGACCAAAUCGGUUGAUAUUAUCGAGCUUCCAGAGGAAACUACAUUCGAAGAGAUCGUGACACCUGAAGGUUAUCUUCCUGAAACUGGAGAAGUUAUUGCACCCGAAGACAACGACAAACCUCGCGAAGAAGUUCAACCAGUAAUUAUCAAACCAACUUCUAAGAAACCUUUAAAAGUCCUCAAGAUGGAGCAUGUUUCAAUAAAACUUACUGAAGCUCAGUUUCCGAAAGAGAUGGAACAGCCACAAUUUUCUAAAAUUAAACUUAAAAAACCAGACGUCAAAUCCAAAAAAGAGCAAACGUCCACUGUUUUGCCUAAAGUUCAACUAAAAAGUAGAAUAAAGUUUGUUACUGACUGGCCGCCAGACGAUGUAAAACCGAUUAUUACGUUUCUAAAAAGUGUAAGGCAAAACGGAGAGUUAUCAAGAAACAUCAAAGAAGCUGCAAAACUAAAAAAGAAAAAAUUGAUAGUUCCAGAAAUUUCCGAUGUACCAAAAACGCCGUUAGAAAAACCGGAUUUAGUAGAUUAUAUUAAAGAAGAUACAAAACCACGCCCCGAAGAAAGUACUACAAAUGAUCGUCUAACAAAAGAAUUUAUUGAUGAAGAAAUAGUAAAGAAAAAGAAUAUUGCGGAGCAUGAACCUUCUGAAAUUUCGUCACCUGGACCUGUUGUAAAGAAAAAAAUGAAACUAAAACCUAUGACCAUAGUAGAGAAAGUAAUAGAGCCAAACCUUCCACAAUUCGCUGAAAGUAUAGAAGAACCGCAAUUCAAAAAGAUACAACUCAAAAAAGGGAUUGUAAAGACAAAACUAGAAAGUUCAGUUGUAAAAAUACCCAAAAUUCAACUCAAAAGUCGUAUAAAAUUCGUAGGUGACUGGCCUCCAAAAAUCAUUAAACCUAACUUAUCAUUUUUGGGAGGUGUUCGGCAAAAUGGAAUCCUGUCAAGAAAUAUAAAAGAAGCUGCCAAAAUAAAAAAAACAGUUUUCAAACAGCCUGUGCUCCCUGAAAUUGAAAAAAUUGAAUUAGAAAAACCCAUGUUUACUCAAGAAGAUAUUAUAGGAAUAAAAAUAUCACCUGAAAAAGAAGAUGAAAAAUUACAUGACGCUGGGGAUAACAUCCAAGAUGAACCUGAACAGUUCACGAUAGCAUCUCGUCGUCCAAGCGUAAAAAAAAUUGAAGAAUUUGUUGAUGAAGUUACUAUUAAAAAGAAACUAAAGCCAGUUCGUAAAUCUUCUAUAACACUCCCGGAGAUAACUGAGCCUGAGGAAGUCACUUUCAGGCCUAAAAUUACAAAAACAAAAGAAGAAGUGGAACAAGAGUUUAAUAUUCAUUUAGACUCGUACGAAGAAGAGGAAAUAUCAAUGACAAGCAAAGUUAAGUUAAAGCCACAAAGACAACCUACAUUUAAUGAAGAAGAAAAUGAAGUGUCUAUCAAGGUAUAUGAGGAAAAAGAAAGUGUUGACGAUAAUAUAGUAGAAAUCAUAGAUAGUGACGUAGAAAAAGAUGAGGGUACUAAUGUUAUCAUGCCAUUGAAAAAGCCAGUUAAACCUUUGGUGAAUGUUGAUGAAGAAAUCACUUCAAGUGUAAUUAUGUCUAAACCUAAAUCUCAUAUCCAAGCUAUUGAAUUUACUGAAGAUGUUACUUUUGAGUUAGGAGACAAAACAAAAUAUCUUAUAGAUGAUCAAGAAAUAUCUUUUGAUGUUAAAAAACAAAAAGACGAAUUUAAAUCGGAAGAAUUGUCUUUAUCUAGUAAAAUUAAACUAGCACGCAAAAAGAAAUUAACAAUUGACGAAGCAGGUGAUGAAACUUCAAUACGAUUAGAAAAAGAGAUCGAGGACGAUGGACAAGUAGAUGAAAUAAUCAUUAGUGACAGUGAAUCAGAAGAAAGAGUGGAGAUGGUUAUUAAAAGAAAACCAAAAAAACCUACUUACGAGGUCAGUGAAGUGGAAGAACUAAGUGUAGAGUUUAAACCAAAGAAGAUAGAUGUUGAUACUUUCGAAGAAGAACAAUUUACCAUUUCGACUAAACGCGUGCCCAAGAAACCAUCCCGAAUUCAAGAAGCCGAAGCCUCGAUGAGCCUUGCGAAAGAACAACAAUUCCCAGCGAGCCAAACGGACGUGCGCACGGGGGAUGCCGUGUUCGCCGUCUACAGCUACGUGGCCGAGACUGACGAAGCCAUCAACCUGGUGGAGGGCGAACGCCUUUACAUACUGGACACGACCAAUCAAGACUGGUGGUUCGUCCAAAAGCAUCUAACCGAGGUGAAGGGAUGGGUGCCCGCGCAGUACUUGAUGGACGAAACUAAUUAUACUCUCUACCUGCAGAAGAAACUUAAUGAGAAAAUCGACAAACUGCCGGUGUUUGAAAAACCAACUUCAGAAGAGCGAGCAAUCGCUCCUAUAUUCGUCGAAAAAUUACGACCAAAACACAUUCCGGACGGUUCUACAGUACAAUUUGAAUGCCAAGUAGAAGGUUAUCCACGGCCACAAAUUACUUGGUUCCGACAAACGGCCAUAAUAAAACCUUCUCAAGAUUUCCAGAUGUAUUAUGAUGAUGAUAAUGUUGCUACGUUGGUAAUCAGGGAGGUCUUCCCUGAAGACGCGGGCACGUUCACUUGCGUAGCUAAAAACGCGGCUGGUUUCGCGUCCAGUACUGCUGAGUUAACAGUCGACGCGCCGCUUUCCGAUCAUGGCUCCGAAAUGGCUCCAUUGUCUCGUAAAAGCCUUUCCCGCGAAUCUUCUCUCGCUGAUAUCCUCGAGGGAAUCCCUCCAACCUUCUCCAAACGUCCAAAAGCACAAUAUGUGGACGAAGGUUCACAAAUCUUCCUCGAGUGCCGCUUAGUUGCAAUCCCAGAACCAGAUAUAGCCUGGUUCUUCAAGGGAGAAGAAGUGGUCCCAGACGACAACGUUUCCGUAGCCAUCGAAUCUGACAUGCAUAUGUACUGCAGUGUAUUAAAAAUCUCGAACGUUAAAAAGUUCCAAGAAGGUACAUACACCGUAUUAGCAGUAAACAGGGAAGGAGAAGCGAAUUUGCCUAUUGUUCUCAAAAUAAAAACGGGAGAGAAUGAAAAGCCUCAAGUUAUAGAACCGUUGAAGAGCAUGACCAUUAGGGAAGGAGAAAGUGUUGUCCUCACGACUCAAGUGGUCGGAAGCCCCGAGCCGAAAGUUGUAUGGUAUAAGAACAAUAAGUCAAUUAACGAGCCGAUACAGAAAACCGACGGCAACGUACAUUCCAUAACGAUAAUUAAACCAAAAAAAGGGAAAGAUGACGGUGUUUAUUCUCUUAAGGCUACUAACAGCGAAGGAAGCGCAGAGACCAGUGCAGUAAUCACGAUAGAAGAACCGACUGAAGAGGACGCCGAACCUCCGCUAUUUAUAAACAGAUUCCAAGAAUUAACUGUGAAAGAGCAAGGCAUAAUAAGGUUGAACGCUAAGGUAACCGGAAAUCCCGUGCCAUCAAUAACCUGGUACAGAAAUAACCAAAUACUCACAGCUAGCGAGACCGUUACUCAGAAGUUCGAUGGCGAAAACAUCGAACUCGUUAUUACCAAUGUAGACUCUGAAGUCGACUCCGGUGAUUACAAGUGCGUCGCUUCGAAUUCCGCUGGUAAGGCAUCCCACGGAGCGAAGGUCACUAUCGAUGUCGACAAAGUUAUAUUCGUAAAGUACUUGAAAAAGCGAUACGAAACUGAAGAAGGCAAGACAGUCAUCCUAGAAUGUGAAACAUCUCACACAGUUUCCACUAAGUGGUACCACGAUGGCAAAGAACUCAGUGGCAUGGACCAUAGAGAAAUUAUACAGGAAAGCCGAAUACAUAAGCUAAGAAUUAAAAAAUGUAAGUUAACCGACCAAGGAACUAUAAAAUGCAUUGUCAAAGAUCAAGAAACUACCACAUCUUUGAUAGUAAAAGAAACGAUCCCUGAGUUUGUUCGCAAGUUGCAAGAUUUCGAAGUCAAAGAGCGAGAUAUCGCUAUAUUGGAAGUCGAGAUCAAUUCAGAAACGGCGGACGUCACGUGGGAGAAAGAUGGCAAAAUUAUUAAACCUAAGAAGAAUAAGUACGAGAUAGAAAAACGCGGAAACGUUCGCAAGCUUUUCAUUAGAAAUACGUCGGUUCACGACGAAGGAGAAUAUGCUUGCAAGUUGCGUGACGACGAAUGUUCGGCCGAGGUGACCGUGGUGGAGCUGCCUCCCGAGAUAAUAACGCGACUCCGCGAUCAGAAAGUGAACCGAGGCAACCGAGCGGCCUUCGAGAUCGAGCUCACGAAAGGCGAUGCCCUAGUGCGCUGGUUCAAGGAUGGGUCUGAAAUUCAGUUCUCGAACCGGAUUCAACUCACGAUAGACGGAAAGAAACAGAAGCUAAAGAUUUACGACUGCGAAGAUAGCGACCAAGGGGUGUAUGCCUGUGAAGUGGGCAAUGACAAGUGUACCGCACGGCUCACUGUAGAAGAGCCUUCGAUCGACUUUACGUUGCGGUUACCGGAGGUGGUCGUCGUGCCUGUCAACACUGACGCUUACCUAACCGUUGAAGUGCCUGAUGAAGGUAACAAGGUCACCUGGUUCCGGCGGAAGACCGUGAUUGAGGACUCUGAAAAGUUCAACCUCAUAUCUGAUGGAAGGAGGCGUGUUUUCGUGAUCAGGAAGUGCACCGAGGAAGACCAGUGUGAAUAUUCCUGCCAAUUAGAAGAGACCAGAUGUAUGACGAGACUUGAAGUUGAAGUGGGCGGCGGCGCGCCCACGGUGCUGCAGUGCGAGAAGGUGGUGCGCGUGCGGCGCGGCGCGGACGCAACGCUGCGCGUGCGCUACUCGGGGCGAGCGACGCGUGCGCAGUGGCGGCGCGGGGGCGAACCGCUGGCGCGCUCGAAGCGACGGCGCGCGGGCGCGGAGGCCGGCGCCGCCACGCUUACGCUGCGCAAGAGCGAGCGCGCCGACGCGGGCGUGUACUCGCUGCGCCUCGACAACGAGUUCGGCGAGGCGCACGUCGACAUGGAGCUCGUCGUUAUGGACGUGCCCUCUGCGCCCGGCAAGCCCAGUGUGCUGGAGGUGGUGGACUCGCGCGUGCACUUGUGCUGGUCGGAGCCCGAGGACGACGGCCACUCGCCGAUCCUGUGCUACAUCCUCGAGUACCAGGAAAUCGAUACCGCGGAGUGGACUUCGAUAGAAAACAUCAAGUCGCCUCAGCGACGCGUCGAAAACCUCCGCAGCAGCUCGUCGUAUCGAUUCAGAGCGUUCGCCGUCAACGAAGUGGGUGUCGGAGAGUCUUCUGAGAUUACAGAAUUCGUUGUCAUCGAAACCAGCAUAAAGGAAGGCCCUCCUAGUGUCGAGAAACCACUGAGGGAUACUAUCGCGUCCCCUGGAGAGCGCAUUGAACUGACUUGCAUUUUCGGAGGCGUCCCCGUGCCUACCGUCGCGUGGACGAGGAACGGCGCGCCCUUGUCGCGGACCGCCGGCAGCUACCGCGACCGCGUCGCUGAGCUGUCUCUAGGCGCAGCCGACGCGAUCGAGGGCGAAUACAUUUGCGUGGCGACCAACAAGUACGGGCGCGUCGAGACUUCGUGCACGAUCCGCGUACAACAGAAACCUACCGUGACGAUUCUUGACGAGGAGACGCUGAAGCGCGUGUUCGUGGCGGGAGAGGCAUGGUCGGCGCGGGUGCGCGUGGCGGGCGUGCCGCGCCCCGCCGUGCGCUGGCGCAGGGACGGCGCGGCCGUCGACGAGUCGCAGGUGGACGUGUCCACGCGCGAUGACGUCACCGUCGUCACGAUCGCCAACCUGCGGCGCUCCGACGCGGGCAAGUACUCCGUGGAGGCCGUCAACGAGGCUGGCAACGCUUCCGUCGACAUUCCGCUCGCGGUGUUCGAGGUUCCAUCGGCGCCGCGCGGGCCGCUGAGCUACUUCGGCGCCACGGCCUCCGCCGUCACGCUGGCGUGGGACGCGCCCGAGUCGGACGGCGGCUGCGCCGUGCUGGACUACCGCGUGGAAGCGCGCGUGGGCGCCGAGUGGCGCCUCGCGGCCACUGCGCUGCGCACGGAGGCGCGCGUCGACAAACUGCAGGCGCACGACUCGUACCGCUUCCGCAUUUGCGCCCGCAACCAAGUGGGCGUCGGGCCGCCCUACGCGCCCGACCAGGCCUUCGCCCCCGGAGACGGACCGACGCGGCCGGCGGCGCCUCGGCGGUUCCGCACCAGCGGUGUCACAUCGCGAUCUGUCAUGCUGCAGUGGGAGCCACCAGAAUUCGACGGCGGCAGUCCUCUUACAAACUACAUAGUGGAGUGCCGCGAGGUGGAGACAGCUGCGGCGGAGUCGGCUGAGACGUGGCGCAAGGUGGUCACGGUGCAAGCGACGACGCUACAACACCGCGUCGAGAACAUCCGCGCCCGGCGGCUGUUGGAGUUCCGCGUGUCUGCUGAGAACGCGCUGGGCGUGGGCCUGCCCGCCUGCUGCGAGCCCGUGCGGCUCGUGACGCACGCGACGGUGCCGUCCCCGCCGACGGGUCCAUUGGAGCUGCGUGCGCUGGGCGGCGCAGUGGCGGCGGUGGCGUGGGGCGUGCCCGAAUGGGACGGCGGCUCGCCGAUACUGCGCUACACCGUGGCGGUGCGGGACAUGCGCAAGACCAUGUGGAUGCAGGUGGGCGAGGUGGACGCGGCCACGCUGCGCUUCCAGAUCCGCGACCUGACGGAGGAGCGCGCGUACGCCAUCCGCGUGUACGCCGUCAACGAAGAGGGCGCCAGCGAGCCGCUGGAGUCCCACGAGCCCUUCGAAGUGCUCCCCGGAGAAGACUCGGCGCGCUCGGAGGGCCCGGGCGAGGCGACGGAGGCCACGGAGCCCACGUCCUUCAGCACGCAGACCACGUCCUGGCUGCGCGACCACAACAUGGACGCCGACAUCCGCUCGUACGCGCGCGGCUCUCUGCUGCGCCGGGACGAGUACUUCUUCCGCAUCUGGCACUACGCGCGGCGGCUCUUCGAGUGAGCCGCGCCGCCGACGCCGCCCCGCCCGCAGCCGGCGGCGCACGCAUACUGCAGACGAGCGUGUACGUGCUGACUGCCCCGCCCGGAGCGUCGUGGUUGUAGUCGAGCGCAGGCCCGCGCCACGCACUACGAAGUGGAAAUAAAAGGGUACGGGCAUUUUUUAGAGGUCUACGAGGCACCAUCUUGUAGUCAAGCACUUGUCUAUGGUAUGCCGGUGUCCGCUGCCGCCGGCGCGGCGCACCCCUCUGUGAUAGAGCGCGGCAUUCGCCCCGCACCCCUAGCUAUUUACACGUACACUAGUAAUUUAUUGUUAUUUAUUUAUUGUUUAUAUGAAUGCUGGAGCAAGCCCGACCGCCCCGGCGCGCCUCGUGCGACGUGGUUUUGGGAGACGUUUUUCAAUAUAGGUGCACACGGGUUCGACAUCGUGCGGGACGGGCCCCGGCUGUCGGGUUUCCUCCAUACAAAUUUUUGUACAAUAUAAUGUCAAAAUUAA
This is a messenger RNA of Pararge aegeria (speckled wood butterfly), 61866 nucleotides long. It is a transcript of the gene Kettin, whose product is annotated as titin. The transcript has 50 exons. The record is from RefSeq and is a predicted model, not a curated record. Gene Ontology annotation, molecular function: protein binding. Lineage: Eukaryota; Metazoa; Arthropoda; Insecta; Lepidoptera; Nymphalidae. The coding region runs from base 193 to 61374 and encodes 20393 amino acids.